This is a messenger RNA of Pelobates cultripes (western spadefoot toad), 86371 nucleotides long. NCBI's taxonomy places the organism in Eukaryota, Metazoa, Chordata, Amphibia, Anura, Pelobatidae. The record is from the annotation of a GenBank genome assembly.
CUCCACUCCCAGGCUGACGUCAAGAGGAGCUCUCCAUAGCCUUGGUGCUGAAGCAUAAAUAUGGCAGACUGUGUGCACUGGGAGUGAGAGUCAUUAUGAGGGUACUGACCAGCUAACGCUGCCAGUCGGAGUGGGGGGCACCCGUGCCAGCUCUGGACAGGGCUCAGGGCGAAUACAAUGUCUCUGCUGUGCGUAGGAGGUAAGAAUGGCGGUGGGCACCCCCUAGCAUGUUGGGUGUUGGCUGCAUGGACCAUAUUCCUGUCUUGUUGCUGCUGUUGGCUCCCAAGCAGGCUCUGUUAGCCUGACAUGACAUAGACAUGUAUGUGCUGGGUAUAUGGCUGACUGUGUGUGUGCACAUCUGUGUGUCUACAUGGGGAGAGAACAGGUAUGCUAUAUCUGUCUUGAGGGGCUGUGUGUGUGUGGGUGGGACAUCUGUAUUAUGAGAUUUACAGCAAAGAUAACUUACACAUACAUUUAUAAAUCCAAGGCGUGUGGGUGUCAAUAUACACAUGUUAUAUCUAUAUAUAUAUGUAUAUUAUAAAAAUAAUAAUGUAAAUGUGUGUAUAUAUACAGACACACAAGCACACACACAUAUGUAUAUAUAUAAUUUAAAAACAUAUAUAUACACACACACAUAUAUAUAUAUAUAUACUUUAUAAAAUAAUAAUGUAACUGUGUGUAUAUAUAUAUAUAUGUGUGUGUGUGUAUAUAUAUGUUUUUAAAUUAUAUAUAUAUAUACAUAUAUGUGUGUGCUUGUGUGUCUGUGUGUAUAUAUAUAUAUAUAUAUUUAUAUUAUGAAUAAUAAUAAUACUAUUGUAUAUGUAUAUAUAUAUGUGUGUGUGUGUCUGUGUGUGUGUGUAUAUAUAUAUACACAUAUAUAUAUGUUUUUUAAUUUAUAUAUAUAUAUAUAUACAUAUGUGUGUGUGCGUGUCAGUCUUUAUAUAUAUAUAUGUGUGUGUUAUAUAUAUAUAUAUAUAUAUAUAUAUACUUUAUGUGUUAUAAGUGUGCUUGUAUAGAUAUAGAUAGAUAUGCUUUAUAGAUAAUAAUAAUGAUAAUAAUAUAUAGGUAUGUAUAGGUGUGUGUGUGUGUGUAUAUAUAUAUAUAUAUAUAUAUAUAUAUAUAUAAAAUCACUGUCUGUUUGUCUGUGUAUAUAUAUAUAUAUAUAUAUAUAUAUAUAUAUGAUUAACUUUACAAUUUCAAUGAAUGGGUCAGCAUGUCAGUGGCUGUUCUCUUGUGUGUCUGUGUGUGUAACAGGGGCACUGCUUACUGGACACUGACACUCACAUUCACUUUGGUCAAUCACUGGCCUUGUGCUUCCCUAAAUAAUGAUGCUGUCUCUACCUGAGCACUGCCUUAGUAAGACUUAACCCCCUCUCCACACACACACACACAUACAUACUACAUACAUACAUACACACACACACACACACACAUACACACAUACAUGCAUAUUCACGUUCCCCCUGCGGAGCUGAAUCUGCUUCUUUCACAGAGAGCAAGGAAUUUAUGAAUAGAAAAAAGAGAUGUGACGUUAGCAGAUGGUAAGGUGUGGGUGGAGGAGGUGUAUAUUGAAGACAAAUGUAAAUCCAUGUCUGUCUAUCUGUCUUUUUUUGUAUUUGAUUAGUCUCUGUACUGUAUUCCAAUUAAGAUCCACCCUGUGUGUCAGGAGAUGAAAAAAAAAUGGGGGCAGCAGAACACGCCAUGUCUGUGUUACACACUGUCAGUAUGUUCAAUAUAUAUUAACGUUGAUGUGUGCUAGCCUAGCUAAGCAACCAUACCCAAUCCAAUAUUAUAAUAACCGUCUUAAAUAUAAUUAGUGUGUACAUCUACAUGUUACGGUAGAUAUAUCACCCAUGCAACUAGCAUGCAUUAACAUACACACAUUGAUGUGGACAAUAAUAUUGCAUUUUGUGUGUGUGAGCAUGUAAAAAAAAUUCAGUGUUGUUAAAAAAAAUUAUAAUUCUUAAUGGGGGCUAAUUCCCACAAUAGGGAUGUGGCUAUUGAUGACAUGUGCUGUAUCCUGACUCUGUCAUCUGUGGUUUCUAGAUUUUUGAAAACUAACUAUUUCUGUCAGAACCCCCCUGCCACCCCAUAUUUAAAUGGGUAAAGGUCCGUCUGACAUAAAAGGGUUAACGUGUCUUGUUUCCAUGGACCAGCUUAAGUCUGUUUGUCUCCUUUUCAUCGUUCCGUGAUAUCCUCAUUCAUUCUUUCCCUCACUCUCCCCUUCCGCUGGAUGCAUUGAUUUCCUGUAGAGAUCUAGGUAUGGUUUAAAUAAUAGGACUCAGACUGAGUCUCCUCCAACCCCCAUCUCAUACAAACACACACGCACGCUCCCUCCUGUCUCUUCCUACCUCCCUCCCUCCUUUCACUCUCUCUCUCCCUGGGGUACCAGAACAUCAGCUGAGCCGUGAAAUAAAACAACUGCUCACACAAUUUCAUAAAAGAGAUGAAAUGCCAGAACAAACUCGUAGAAAGAGGGAGAACCGAGCCUGUAUCUAGUGUAGAUUGACCUGACGGCAGAUCAUCAGAACAAGCUCUUAUUACAUUUUUUUUUUUUAAAUCUAAUGCACUGUAAACUCUUGGUUACUGAGACAGAACACUCCGCACAAGUGCCAGGAAUUCCUUUUAACAUGGGAGAUGCUUAGAUCGGCACAUUAUCCAUCUCGGAGAGUGCUGUACGGUGCCAUCUUGGCCAAAGGUUUUCAGAGUAGGGAAAAGGGAUUCCAUCAGUGUUUUGCCUUUAUUGUUAUCUGCACAAAAAUGAAGUAGAGACAAUGACACAAAGAAGACGCCAGGAACAGCAAGGGUGGAAAAGAGGUUCAGUAGAAUGUUUGACUAGCUUAGGUAGUAAUGGGUUCGUUUUUCAUUGCAUGCAACCUGCACAGAUUUUGCCAAUGUUGGGUUUCUGUUUAAUGAACAGUAAGCUUCCGACUGUGGAUUAUCAGGAACGGUUCAGUCUUUGUAAUGUAGGAUGAAAUUGUAACUGUACGCUAUAUAACAUGAAACUCCGUUUCAGGCAAUACUUUAAAAAUUUGAAAAUAAUGGAGAAAUAAUAAAACUAAACGUUAAGCGGUUAAGGUUAUUAGCAUUAGAAUAAGGGCUAGGUUUUCUUUAAACUAAUGGUUACACUGGAACAUACUUUGUCCAGUCUACCUGAGAUUGGUAGCAAUAGCUAUAUGUGGCUACUGUGGUUAAUUCAGCCCCUACUCUGUUAUUGCCCUGUGCAAUGGAGUGCUGUGGAGACGGUCUGAUACCCUCUCCCCAGCUCCUGCCUCAGCAUACAAAAAUAUCAGCUUGUCUUGGGGAACUUAACUUCCACCCGCUCCAGGCAGGUCAAACCAUGUGGCCCGAUGCUACACUGAGAUCAGGGUACCCCCACAUUUCACGGAGUUAUGCAAGUAAGUGUUUUAAUUUGCUGAUUAUGCAGUACAGGAUUUGAAAGUUAAUAUGCUCUUUGAAAAAUAAAAAUAUAUAUAUAGGUGGAAAAUUUAAGCCAUUUUAGCUCUAUUAUAAUUAGCAUUUAUAUAGUGUCCACAUAUUUUGCAGCACUUUGCAAUGAUAUAAAUGUGAUAUUAGAUAUGAAGAAGGCCCUGCUCAAAUGAGCUCACAAUCUAUGAUGAUUUGAGUGAGGCAGAUAUAUAUCAUUAGGUUGUGCAAAUCACAGUAGCAAAUCUCUGCUGGGCCGCGUAAGUUCGCGGAAUUAAACAGGCAAAUGCUAUAAUGUGAAAACUAGUUGUCUUUCAGCCCUAUUUACUCCAUGUAGUAAGAAGUAAGCUAUUUCCAUUUUGCAAGAUUUUUGAAUUGCGUUAAGGUUUUUUCCCCCACAUAUUUUGAUGUGAAUUACGUCUUAUCAGGAAGUAUUACUUUACUGAGAGGGUAGUGGAUGCAUGGAAUAGCCUUCCAGCUGAAGUGGUAGAGGUUAACACAGUAAAGGAGUUUAAGCAUGCGUGGGAUAGGCAUAAGGCUAUCCUAACUAUAAGAUAAGGCCAGGGACUAAUGAAAGUAUUUAGAAAAUUGGGCAGACUAGAUGGGCCGAAUGGUUCUUAUCUGCCGUCACAUUCUAUGUUUCUAUGUUUCUAUGUCUUGUAGUAAAAUGAUUGUGCGUCUCGGCAGCCAUUUUAAUAAGAUUUACUCCUGAAUGAAAAGAAUGUUGUGAUAGUGGUAGCAGCAGUAAAAUAAAGCAAACAUUGAAUGAACUGACUUUGAGGAGCUGGUAGAUGGAACCGACCAACAUUUUGAUAGUUCUCUCGGAGGGUACGAUGAAUGGGUGGAGCUGAUGGGUGUUGAAGGUUGCCUGGGAUUUAAUGGAUGUGUAUAGAAGGCUAGAUGGAUGGAUGAUAUUAUUGGUGUGGAUGGAUGUUUGAAAGUAAUGGAUUUGGAUGGAUGGCUGUGGGUAAAAGGUGCGGAUGUAUGGCUGGGAGUCAUGUUGAGGAACUGUAUGUUCAUCCAUAUCUGCUUUCUCCUCCAGCUCCUCUGUUGAAGAUGUUGCUGGAUAAUAUCACUAGUAACAACACCAGUGUCCAACAUGUGUGCUGCUACUAAUAUGUAUAUUUUUUUUACUUUUGAGGCCUAUGCUCAGUAUGUGCUCUCUGCUCACCAAUACACCAGCUCCGAGCUGUAGGAGAUUACAUGGUGGAUUUACUCAACUUUUGCUAAAUUUGAUUUUUUUCAGAAGUGAAGCUCACUGUUUUCAAUUUGAGCAAGAAAUUGUGGUAUUUUUUUUUUGACUAAUAAGCACAUAAUUGAAAUACCUACAAGAUAUAAAUACCAUUUUUGAGUAAAAAACACUUACCUGUUUUUUGCUAAAAUUGCGGUUUUUGCUAAUUGACUUAUAUUGGGCUGUCUGUUUACUAUAAAGUGCUAGACCAGUAGUGAACAGGCUGCCAUCAGACAUUUUGGGACCACUUACAUAGCUUAAGGCCUGGGGCCCACCCCAAGGCGGCACACUGGGCCGACCCAGAGGGCCUGUCCCCCAAUCCCCCGCCAUCUUAAAGGACCACUAUAGUUCCAGGAAAACAUACUCGUUUUCCUGGCACUAUAGUGCCCUGAGGGUGCCCCAACCCUCAGGGUCCCCCACCCGCCCGGCUCUGGGGAAAGGAAAGGGUUAAAACUUACCUUUUUUCCAGCGCCGGGCGGGGAGCUCUCCUCUUGCUCUCUGCCUCCUCUCCUCCCCUUCGGCUGAAUGUGCACGCGCAGCAGGAGCUGCACACGCAUUCAGCCGGUCUCAUAGGAAAGCAUUUACAAUGCUUUCCUAUGGACGCUUGCGUGUUCUCACUGUGAUUUUCACAGUGAGAAGCACGCAAGCGCCUCUAGCAGCUGUAAAUGAGACAGCCACUAGAGGAUUUGGAGGCUGGAUUAACCCAUUUAUAAACAUAGCAGUUUCUCUGAGACUGCUAUUUUUAUUAAAAAAAAGGGGUUAAUCCAACAGGGACCUAGCACCCAGACCACUUCAUUAAGCUGAAGUGGUCUGGGUGACUAGAGUCCUUUAAAGGCACUUAGAGCUGUGGUAGGGAAUGUAGUGUGUGUUUGUAAGGGAUAUAUUGUGUGUUUAGGAAAUGUAGUGUAUGUGUAUAGGUAAUGCAAUGUGUGUAGGGGAUGUAUUUUGUAUACUGGAUGCACUGUGUGUGUGUAAGGGAUGCAGUUUGUAUAGUGGAUAAAGUGUGUCUGUUUGUAAGAGAUGUAGUGUGUAUAUAGUGGUCGCAGUAUGUAGAUUGUAAGCUUGUCUGGGCAGUGCUCUCUUCCCCUGCUAUUCAUGUAUGUUAUACAUGUUCCACUAGAAUUGAAUGUCUGUUUUGUUUCUUGUUGUAUAACGCUGUGGAAUAUGUUAGCGCUAUAUAAACAUUGUUAUUGUUUGUGAAAGGGAUGCAGUGUGUAUGUAUAAAAGAUGCAGUGUGAGAGUGUAUAGUGGAUAAAAUAGAUACAGUGUGUGUGUGUGUGUGUGUUAGGAAAAUGGAUGUAUUUUCAGAAAAAAUUAAAUGUUGGUGAUAUUGAUGAGUAUCUUAGUAUUACCUUGGUAGCAUAGCAUUGUGACAGGCCCUGAGAUUGACGUGUAUUGUAAUAUUGCUGGAAUGCGUCAUUAGUGAAGGAGUCCAACAACAGUGUUUAAUUCCAAGACCGUUGGAUCUCUCUGGCAACCAAUAACAGUGAUCGCGUGCCCUAGCUGAUAGCUAAGGCAAUGUAAUCAGAGUGAUUAGUGAGAGGUAUUGUUAGAGUAAGUUAGGAUGAUGGAAGCCAUGUUGUGCAUACGCUUGGAAUUAUUUCUAUGAAAGCUUAAAGGGACACUCCAGGCACCAUGACAACUUCAUCAGAAUUAAGUUAUUAUGGUGCGAGGAAGUCUCUGGGCAAUGUCUUACCUGUUAACAAGUUGUUAAACCACAAAGUGCUGAAUCUGGUGCCAGAUCACUCUACCCAGCUAUUUACGCUGUGAUCCGAGAUUUUGAUCAGGCUUCGGACUUGGAGCUGCUGUUGGGAUGAGAGCUUCAACUUGAGAAACAUAUCGCAGAAAUAGCUGUGCAGAGCGAUCAUGUGUCAGAUUAAACAAAAUUAGAUAAACUGGUGCCCGGGAACCUUCUUGAACCACUACAACCUCAUUGCGAGUGUUCAGUCUAGUGAAAGCCGGGUUCUUAGUUAUGGAGAAAUGAGCACCUAAGCUGAGCAUUUAAAUGCUCCAUGUACUGUGAGUGACAUCAUAGUGGGGACUAUUGGCACAGGGCAUUUUAUUUUACAGAAAACACUAUUAUAUUUUGUCUUAUUUAUUAAAGAACAAACAUAUAUGGAAUACAAAUGUAUACAUUUUGUUAAAAUUGUCUAUGCAUUUCCUUACUAAUUUUUUUGUUGUUGUUAUUUUCAUAUUAAAAGUCCUUGCACCCAGAAGCAGAUUGGUGAAUUAAUGUUGAUGUUUGUUAAUUUAGAUUGAUGCGUUUUUUUUCCCAUUUGUUCACUAUAUAAAAAACAAUGAAUUAUAAUACACUGUAGUCUCAAAGUUAUUAACACACCUGUCUCUGAGACACUUCCUGAAUAUUCAAUUACAUUCAUAAUCCCCGUAACAAACACUGGCAAAGGAAACCUCUAUAAAGGAGUUUUCCUGGCCAUAUCCAUGGCAGCACAACAAUGGGUAGCUCCUCCCCAUCUCUAGUUAGACAGGAACUAAUUAAAACAAGGGUAUAAGUACCCCCUCCUACCUCUCCUACCCUCAGUCUUUUUCUUCCUGUCCUAUCUCUAGGACAGAUUAGUCUAUUUUUUUAUGGCUUAUUUUAAGGGUUUUUACCCUUGGCCUCAGGGGAGUUAAGCCUCUCUUCCUUGGGAAGCUCCAGUAUACGGCCCUGUGCAAAGGUGUCCCCCUGGAGAACCCCCAAGUGACCGGGGGAAGCUUGCAGUGACCCUAGGGGUAGCAAGCAUAAGGAGCCACUACCCUACUAACUGCAGUGACCCUAGGGGUAGCAGGUAUGUGCAAGGCAUAAACAGUAUGGAUAUACCCCUUCUACCUUCAUUUCCUGGUUAAUCCUGCCUUCUCUGAUUUAGAGGCAUUCCUCCUUUUUUAAUUCAACAGUUCUCUGCCCGGUGUUUAUUUCUCCCUUCUGGGAGAGUACUGGGCUUCCCUGGUGAUCUAGGGUUCCCCCUGUCCCUAUUCGCGGCAUUUCCGCCACAUUUCUAGCGGUUGGCAGAGGUUGGGAGACCUUGGGUCUCCUUGCUGGCUUGGCGUCCGGUUUUCGCCAUUGCGCAUGUGCAAACAGUGCGUUCGCGUCAUGCCGUUUUUGCACAUGCGCGGAAGUGCUGGUUGCGCAUGCGCGGUACAUCGCGGUUCCUAUUGCGUCAUUCAGUAUUUUGGGCACCCUUUUUAAAGCGCCAAUACUGAAAUUUAACUUUCCAACACAGUCCCUUGCUAACUUAAAGCGGUACAGUGCGGUCUUCACCCAGUUUUGUGGUGCAGACUGAAGGUAAGUCUUUUAAAGGCACAGUUGGUUUGUUUUUUAUUCAGUUGAUGUUUUUUGAACCUUAUUUUUAAGCCUUAUAGUAUUUUAUGGGGUUAACUUUUAUAGAUGAAUUCAUCUGAGAUCAUGGAUUCAGACUCAUCACUUCAAAGUAAAAGGUCACUAUCUAUAUCUCAGGGGUAAGCCAUUUCAUAUAAUUUUUCUUCAAUUUUUCUUCUAAACAAAAGAACGCUGGCUAAUAUUUUUCCCUUAUUAUAGUAGUAGUAGUAAAGGGAAAAAGACAACUGGAACAUCCAAAGGAAAGUCUCCCGCAAGGUCCCUAUAAGAAAGCAUGUGACAAGAGGGCCCUGGAGGGGAAGCACCUAUGCUCAGAUUGCCUACAGCCACAGGAUGUCCCGCAUCAUCCACCCCGGAUUUGAUGCAAAUUAUUCAGAAUGCUGAAUCCCAAGGCAUUAAAGAGGCUGUCAGAGCCCACAAAAGACCUAGAUAUCCAGAUCCUCCCGACUACUCCCAAUACGACUCUUCGGAUUCUAUGGAGGAGACAUAUAGGGAGACGUAAUCUUCCUCGGAUGAGGAAAAACAGCACGCCCCUGACACUUUGGACCCAACCGAAGUGGAUCAAGAGAAGAGCCUUCUUCAUCCAGUCGAUACUUUUCUGACCUCAGAAAAAAGAGGGUUACUUUCCCGGUUCAUGAGGCGAUUAAGGGCAUCAUUAUGGAAGAAUGGUCCAAGACAGAGAGGAAACUUCCCAAUCAGGGGAGAAUUUCUCGCCUUUACCCUUUUGACAAAAAGGACGCAGGCCACUGGGAGUCAGCCCCUAAAGUGGAUGCUGACUGGCCAAGUGCACCACAUUGCCAGUGGAUAAUGCAGGAUCUCUAAGAGAAUCCAUGGAUAAGAAGAUGGACUCCAACCUGUCCAGGGCCUAUGUGGCAGCAGGCACAGGCCUCCACCCCGCGGUAGCCCUUACCUCGGUCUCCAGAGCUUUGAAGAUCUGGCUGGAAGGCUUGGAGGAGGAUAUCAAAGAGGGCAGAAGCAGAUCUAACCUCAUGGGCAGUCUACAAGACAUUAAGCAGGCUGUAGAUUUCACUACUGAAGCCUCAGUGGAUAUGGUCAAAGCAGUGGCCAGGAACAUGGCAUUUUCCAUCUCAGCUAGAAGGGCUUUGUGGCUUAGAUCCUGGUCAGCAGAUGCUUCAUCUAAGAAUAGCCUCUGCUCUUUACCGUUCUAUGGAGACAUGCUCUUUGGUAAGAACCUGGAUGAUUGCAUUAAGAAAGCGGCAGAUGGCAAGAAUGCUUUUCUACCCCAAGAUCGUAGGCCUAAGAGAUCUUUUCGACCCAAAAGACCUUCAGAUCACUCUUCCUUUCAGGACUUCAAAUCCUACAGACCAGGUAGAGAAUAUAGAAGAUACCAGCCUUGGAGAGGGGGGCAGCCUUCAGUCAGGGGAGGAAGAUCCAGAGGCUCUGCAUUCAGCAGGAACACAAGAGCUUUAUGACGGGUUGAUCUCCCAGCCUGGAGGGGUAGGAGCAUGCCUCCUCCUAUUCCAAAAGAGAUGGGAGUCUUCUACCAAAGACAAGUGGGUGCUGGACAUCAUCAAAAGAGGAUAUCUUCUGGAAUUCAGAGAUGCCCCACCUCGUCGCAGUUUUCAAAUUACAAGAUGGCCGGGAGACAGAGACAAGAGAUUGGCUCUUCUGGAGUUUAUUUCUUCCCUACAGCAAGAAGGCGUCAUUAUGGAGGUUCCAAAGGAGGAAAAAACACAGAUUUUAUUCUCACCUAUUCCUCACAAGGAAGUCCUCAUGAGCAUGGAGACCCAUCCUAGAUCUUCACACUCUCAACAAGCGAUUGAACGUAAGAAGAUUCAAAAUGGAGUUGCUUCAGUCCAUCAUCAAAGCAGUCUUCCCAGGGCAAUGGAUGAUGUCUGUAGAUCUGCAAGAUGCCUACUUCCAUGUUCCGAUCGCUCAACUGCAUCAAAGAUAUCUGAGAUUCGCAGUACAAGGAGGGCACUUCCAGUUCUGAGCCCUUCCCUUUGGCCUCAGUACAGCUCCUCGCACUUUUUCAAAGAUCCUGGUGAUCCUGAUCGCAGAAUUAAGAAAGAGGGGCAUUGCCAUUUUUCAUUAUCUGGACGACAUCCUGGUGCUGUCAGAGGACAGGUACACUCUCAAGCAGCAGGGACAGAUCUGCAUUCAGUUCCUGCAGGAACACGGCUGAAAGAUAAAUGGGGAAAAGAGCCACCUUAUUCCUUCACAGUCCAUGCUUUAUCUAGGAGCCCUGUUCAACACUGCACUGGGGACAGUUCAGCUCUCAAGAGAAAGAGGAGUAAAGCUCAUCAGGAAGGUGAAGGAGAUACGACAAGUCAAGGUCGCCACGGCAGAGAAAGUCAUGAGCCUUCUUGGAUCAAUGUCAUCAACCAUAGGCUUGACAAGAUGGGCGCAAUGGAGAAUGAGAGCACUCCAGAGGAAUUUUCUUUCCCAAUGCAGAGGGAAGAAUCUACUCCAGCCCACCAGGAUUUCCACCCCAGGCCAUCUAAGCCUGACAUGGUGGAUGAACAAGAAGGCUCUGUUCUCAGGAUUCCCCCUGGGGAACAUUCCCUGGAUUACUAUAACGACAGACGCCAGUCACUGGGGUUGGGGAGCCUACCUUCAGAACGAGGUCACCCAGGGGAAGUGGGAGUUUCAUGCACACAAGACCGACUCAAACCUUCUGGAACUUCUGGCGGUUUUCAGAGCUCUGAAACACUUUCAGCAUUUACUACAGCACAAGUGGGUGAAGGUGAGAACGGACAAUGCUACAGUAGUAGCACAUAUCAAUCAUCAAGGAGGUACCCGAAGUCGCAGUAUGGUAAGGUUGAUGAUUCCCCUGAUGUCUUGGGCACAGAAGAACCUUGCGGGGCUAGUGGCGAUUCAUCUGCCAGGAGUGCAGAAUACGGUAGCAGACUUUCUCAGCAGGGUAAGAAUAGACCCAGGAGAGUGGAGCCUCUCAGACGAAGUCUUCAAGGAUAUUGUGAAGAAAUGGGGUCUUCCUCAGAUAGACAUCAUGGCCACCAACAACAACAAGAAGCUCCAGGGAUUCUUCUCGAGGGGUCACGAACCGCAGGCCCGGGAGAGGGAUGCCCUAUCGUGCAGAUGGGAGUUCACAAAGAGUAAUGCAUUUCCUCCGUCUCCCCUCAUAUUUCCUCUACUAAGAAGGAUUCAGCAGGAACCAGUUUUCAUGAUCCUGAUUGCCCCAUACUGGCCUCGCUGGCUUUGGUUCCCUCUUCUUCUGAGCCUCUGUCAGGAACCUCCAAGGGAUCUUCCAGCAGUUCCUUCUCUUCUGCACCAGGGUCCUAUCCUACACCCAGACCCAGCAUCACUCAACCUGAAGGCCUGGAGGUUGAAAGGGAAAGGCUUCUAGAGAAGGGUUUCUUGGCUGCAGUCACAGAUACCCUGUUACAGGCUCGGAAGCGGUCCACUUCCUCUACCUACUAUAGAAUUUGGGACGCUUUUUCUUCCUGGGCCUCUCCUAAGCAGGUUAACAUACAGCAUCCUGCUAUUAAAGACAUCUUGGAGUUUCUACAAACAAGUCUGGAUAAGGGUUUGAGUUACGAUACCUUAAAGGUACAUGUCUCCGCUCUUUCAGCUCUCACUGACCACAAAUGGGCCUUUAAUCCAGAUGUAUCCAGGUUUCUUGCUGCAGUCCUCAAGAUUAAACCUCCGAUCAAGCCAUUUGCUCCCCCAUGGGAUCUACCCCUGGUAUUACAAGCCAUGAAGUCAGCUCCCUUCGAACCCUUGGAGUCCAUCUCUCAUCAUCUUCUUACCAUCAAGACCAUUUUGCUGGUGGCGUUAGCAUCAGGGAGAAGGGUUUCGGAGCUCAGUGCCUGAUCAGUCAAAGAGCCUUUCACAGUGUUUCACAGAGACAGGGUGAUUCUAAGAACCAUUCCUGGAUUUCGCCCUUAGGUAACCACGGCCUUUCAUGUGAAUGAUGACAUACUGCUUCCAGCUCUGACGCAAGAAGAACAUUCCCAAGAAGGAGGUUCUUCUCCGCUGGAUUUGGUAAGAUGUUUAAGAAUCUAUAUUGACAGAUCUCUUGGCUGGCGUUCGUCGGAUCAGCUAUUCAUCAUCCCGAAUGAGGCUAGGAAAGGUCACCAAGCUUCUAAAGAGGCCAUGAGCAGAUGGAUUGUCUCUACUAUCAUUCAGACUUACCGGGCCAGUGGAGUUCCAGUACCUAGCGGUCUAAAGGCUCACUCAACCAGGUCCCUUUCCUCCUCUUGGGCAGCCGCAGCGAGAGUAUCUCCAGAGCUUAUCUGCAGAGCAGCUACAUGGUCUUCGGUGAACACCUUUAUUCGACAUUAUCAAAUAGAUGUCAGAGCUGGUCAGUGGGACAAGUUUGGUAAAAGUGUCCUUUCAGCAUCCAACUAAUGUCUUUCUUUUUGUAUGCUUUCACUUAUAGAUGUGCUAAUACACUUGCAUUACGAAAUAUUUUGAGUCCGUGUAUUCUUUUCCCUCCCUUGGCUUUGCUUGGGUAUUACCCAUUGUUGUGCUGCCAUGGAUAUGGCCAGGAAAGAGGAAAAUUUAUUCAUACUUACCGUAAUUUUCUUUUCCUGGUCAUAGGCCAUGGCAGCACAAAGAUCCUGCCCAGGGAUUUUUGCUGGAAUACAAGACUGAGGGUAGGAGGGGUAGGAGGGGGUACUUAUACCCUUGUUUUAAUUAGUUCCUGUCUAACUAGGGGUGGGGAGGAGCUACCCAUUGUUGUGCUGCCAUGGCCUAUGACCAGGAAAAGAAAAUUACGGUAAGUAUGAAUAAAAUUUCCUCUAUCUGACUUUAAGAGGUUCUCUAAAUCUCUAAUUAUAUAUCACUAAUAGAUUUUUCUGUAGAAAUGUAUCAUAUUCCCUGUAAUGGACUGUAGUUUUACAAACAAAAGUUAAGUCACAAGAUCUUGAGAUGCUUUAUAUAUUUUCACUUAACCCCUUAAUUACCAAAUUUCUGGAAUAAAAGGGAAUCAUGACAUGUCCCCUUAAGGGGUUAAAGGCGCUGUAGCUAAUACUUAUAAGAAGUGACUGAGCAUAAAGUAUUUGAUUUUUGCUUGGGAAUCCAAGUUCGCACGUAUCAGAAUAACAAUUACUACCAACUGUUCUAAAUUCUGUGCUCAUUUGAAGAUUUCUGAAAAUAUCUGCCACUGCGUACAGUUCCUGUAACAAAAUGGAAAUCAUCCAAUCCUUUAAAUAUUUAGGCAGGCUAUAAAAACCAGUGUAUCCAAUCUAUAAAGAUGUACAAGAAAAUGCCUCAGCAUGACCACAUUUUAUGAAUAGUGCUUGAUUUCAUUGUGCUAAAAUACUGGCACAAUUAAUGAAGCACUAUUUAUUGAUUUGAUCUGCGCUGAGACUAUUGUUUUAUGUAUGUUUGGUGUGUUGAAAGUGGCUCUUAUAUGCGUGUGAUAUGGGCGUUAUCAUACAUGGGAACAUUCUAAAUUAGAACUUCAAAUACUGCAAAACAAAAGGUGGUAUUGCCUGCUAAAAAUGUCCAUAGUCAUUGCAAAAUAUAUGGAAAAAAAGCUGCUUAAAAAUGUAAAACACGAAUUUUAUUAAAGAAAAAAAAAAAGUUUAAAGGGGUGAUUUACAGCAUUGCUCACACCUCCAAUAAAGUGUUGAAUUAAAUUAAAGUAUCCCCACAAAAUCAACCCAAUGCAUUUCAUGCCAAAUGGCACUUAAUCACUGGCACAACGAGACUGAGAUACCGCCUGGAAAUUUAAACCUCCGUGCUAACAGUCCGUUGGAGGGAUUGGAGGGAUAAAUUAACCCUGGAGGGAUUGGAGGGAUAAAUUAACCCUGUCAACUUGAAAUUCUAAAAAACUUAAUCCCUUAAUUGAAAAUUAUUAUAUUUUUAUGUACUAGAUUUUUAGUAUCUGUCCCCAUGGAAACCCUUACUUUUAAGGAUAGAGAAAUAUUAUUAUUUGUAUGUUACUCUUACUGUGCUAUAGGCAACUUUUAUGAACGGGAGUAAAUUAUCACCAAAUCAGUGUUAAUUUUGGUGGCAAAUUUCAAUUUAAUUUUAGUCAGACUUUUGACUAAAAAGCCAUUUUAAUUUUAGUCAUCUGAAUUGUUUUAGUUUUAGGCGACUAAAUCUCCAGUAGAUUGUAGUCAUAGAAACAUAGAAUGUGACGGCAGAUAAGAACCGUUCGCCCAGGGCCGCACUGGGAGAAAAAUUCGGCCCGGGCAUUUUUUUAACACAGCGGCCCACUAAAAAGGGGGCGGGGCAGAGGAGGUGUGUUUUUUAAUCACCAAUGACAAACACGCCUCCUCAAAGUGAGCAUGUUGGUUCAAUGCUCUUCCAGGGCAGACCAUGCGCAGAGCUCUGCUGAAGAGUUCUAGCAUGAGAAAAAAAGUCCUGUAUUUGUUCUGCACAGUGCAAGCAAAUUUAAUAACAUGCUUGCACUGUGUUUCCUUGCAACUUGUCUCUGGUGUCUCUAUAAAUGGAUACCAGGAGACAAAAGGCCAGGAAAGAGUAUUGUGCAUGUGUUUGGAGCCUGCUUGUGGUAUUGCAUGUGUGUAGAGUGAGCUGGUCGUGGUGUGGUAUUGUGUAAUAAGGUCGGUUUUAGUCGUGUUGUGUUUGUGGUGUAAUGUGAUGCAUAUGUGGCUCAGGGACCCCCUCCCGCCCGGCUCUGGAAAGGGGUUAAAACUUACCUUUUUCCAGCGCCGGGCGGGGAGCUCUCCUCCUCCGAUCCGCCCCGUCGGCUGAAUGCGCACGCGCGGCAAGAGCUGCGCGCGCAUUCAGCCGGUCGCAUAGGAAAGCAUUUAUAAUGCUUUCCUAUGGACGCUUGCGUGCUCUCACUGUGAUUUUCACAGUGAAAAGCACGGAAGCGCCUCUAGCGGCUGUCAAUGAGACAGCUGCUAGAGGCUUUGGGGGAAGGCUUAACCCAUUGAUAAACUGCUAUGUUUAUAAAACAAUGGGUUAACCCUAGAAGGACCUGGCACCAAGAGCACUUCAUUAAGCAGAAGUGGUCUGGGUGGCUAGAGUGGUCCUUUAAGAGUGUAGUGUGUGUGUGUAUAUAUAUAUAUAUUUUGAAGUAUUGUGUGUUGGGGGGGUUCUGUGUGUAUGUGAGGGGUGCAGUAUGUGUGUGUAAGGGUGCGGUGUGUGUGUGUGUGUGUGUGAGGGGUGCGGUGUGUGUGAGAGUGCCGUGUGAGAGUGCCGUGUGUGAUGGUGAGUGUGUGAGUGAUGGGUGUGAGAGUGCCGUGUGUGUGAGAGUGUGUGGAGUGUGCCGUGGUGAGAGUGCCGGUGAGAGUGCGUGUGAGAGAGUGUGAGAGUGCUGGGUGUGAGAGUGCUGGGUGUGAGAGUGCCGUGAGUGUGAUGGGUGUGAGAGUGCUGGGUGUGAGAGUGCCGUGAGUGUGAUGGGUGUGAGAGAGUGCUGUGAGUGCUGGGUGUGAGAGUGCUGGGUGUGAGAGUGCUGGGUGUGAGAGUGCUGUGAGUGUGAUGGGUGAGAGAGUGCUGUGAGUGUGAUGGGUGAGAGAGUGCUGUGUGAGAGAGUGCUGUGUGUGAUGGGUGUGAGAGUGCCGUGUGAGAGUGCUGUGUGAGAGAGUGCUGUGUGUGUGUGUGAGAGUGCUGUGAGUGUGAUGGGUGUGAGAGUGCUGGGUGUGAGAGGUGUGAGAGUGCUGGGUGUGAUGGGUGUGAGAGGUGUGAGAGUGAUGGGUGUGAGAGUGCUGGGUGUGAUGGGUGUGAGAGGUGUGAGAGUGAUGGGUGUGAGAGUGCUGUGUGUGAUGGGUGUGAGAGUGCCGUGCUGUGUGUGAUGGGUGUGACAGUGCUGUGUGUAAUGGGUGUGAGAGUGCUGUAUAAAUGUUAUUGUGUGUGUGUGUAGGGGGGGUAAAUAAAAUUUAAAAAAAAACAAAACAAAAAAAGUCAUUAUUCCCCCCCCCCUCCCUUCUUACCUUUAGCCUGGGAGGGGGGGUCCGGCACGCUGGCAGGCGGGAAGGCGGUGUUCCCUAGUGGUCCUCGUGGGUGAGUGAACUCUAGCCCGCAUAGCCUGUGAGGCUAGAGUUCACUCUCGCGAGAUCCGGUCAUUGCCAUGGCAACGCGCCGGAUCUCGCGAGAGGAACCCGGCGGAGCUGCAAGUUAGAGCUACGCCGGGUCCUCUCUCCAGCCUGGCUGUCUCCCUCCCUCCCUCUCUGCCCGCCGGCCCGUCGUGGCAAACAGCGGGGCCGGCGCUCGGAGAGUGCCGGCCCUGCAUAGACCGGCAGGGGAGUUCCUGGGACCUCCCCUGCCGGCCUCGGCCCCACGGCCACCGCGGCCCACCGGGCAUUUGCCCGGUGUGCCCGAUGGCCAGUCCGGGCCUGCGUUCGACCCAUCUAGUCUGCCCAAUUUUCUAAAUACUUUCAUUAGUCCCUGGCCUUAUCUUAUAGUUAGGAUAGCCUUAUGCCUAUCCCACGCAUGCUUAAACUCCUUCACUGUGUUAACCUCUACCACUUCAGCUGGAAUGCUAUUCCAUGCAUCCACUACCUUCUCAGUAAAAGCAACUUGGCGUUAUUAGCACCACGCUCUAACCAACUGAGCUAACGGUCCACGACUAAAAUCUAAUGGGUUUAGUUAAAGCCUCUAUUUGUCUCUUGUGCCCGUUCCCCAGCCCCUCUGUGUCUCUUUGUGCUCCCUCAGCCCCCCAUGUGUAUUAUUUCCUCUCCUCCCAUCCCAAUGUGUCUUACCCACCAGUGUUAAUUUUGGUGGCAAAUUUCAAUAUAGUUUUUUUUUUUUUGUGUGUGCAUAGGUUAAACAAGCAGAUCUGCAAUGCCACAACAGCUGAUGCAAACAGAUUUUCUUAGACAUAUGAUAAUAUUAGUAUGCCAUCAAGAACAUUGCACUUUUUGUUAUAGAGGGAGUAGAUAGGAUUAACACGUAAGCCUACAUGUCAGAUCGAUAAACAGGAAAUAUUUGUAGUUAUGAGGGAUUGCAUGUGCGUGUGGGGAUUUCAGAUGACAAAAAAAAACACUGGGUCAUGUUCAACUAUCAAAGUUUCGGAGGGAAGAGUACUUAAAACGAAGGAGUACAUUACAAGAGCAAAUGAUGGUAGCUUAUGUCUUACACAGAAGUAUGUUAUGCUAUAGGAUAAACUGGGCGUGGGCCUGUAGGAAAAAAUUAUAAAGUAAAUAAAAAGGAAUAUGUCGCCCGGGAACUUGUUAUAUAAUGCUGUUAGGUGUACAUGUUGUGGUGCCAAGAACGGAGUAGCCAAUGCCCGUGGGAGACAUAAAUAAGGGUUGCGUGUAGGUCUGCGUCCAGCCAGGUUUAUUUUCUAAAUCAUGUGGGUAGCCGAUGAGUAUUAUAUCCCAGGUGGAUUGGGUGGCCCUAAAAACAAAAAUAAGUGAAGUGUAUAUAUAGCCGGUAGUCGCCAAAGGCAUUACUUAAGAUUACCACUGAACUGGGGGGGGGGAUAUGAGUGGCUGCCGCCUGAAAUGCCUGGACGAUGUAAAAUUCUGCCUAGUUGGGGAACGGCCUAAUAAUGGCAAUAUGCCAAGCAUCUGAUGGGUGCCAGCAGGGAGCAGUGGAGCAACAUUACUAUUCCCUCCAGGUUACAUUCUGCCCAAGUCUUGCGAGUAAUAAUGACUGAGAUGAGUUAUGUACCUAUUGACUGAAUCAUAAUUGAGACCUGUGUGUGUACAAAAACAACAAGAAAUAAUAAAAUAAACAUAAGAAAAUUCUACAUAACAAAUUAACGUAAUCGCAAGGUGAUUUGUGGUAUAUAAGGCCUGUCUCAGUAGGUUGGUGUCGGGAAGUGACAGCUGCAUAAGCCUCUAGGGUAGGCCCCUGUGGUACAAACGGGGUAAUGGCUGACAGUUCCCAGCCAUGAGGGUUGGUAGCAGGCCUCGGUCGAGGUAGCGUUAAGGAGUCCUGUGGGAGCCCAAGUGUGAUCAGAAGAGCCUUCGCCUCCUGUAGAUCCCUGAUGGGGUAUGAGGCUUCUCCGUAGAGCACUACUAGCAUGUGCAUCUUGCGCCACUAGUAUUGCAUGUAGUGCUUACGGAGGAGAGGUGAGUGAUUGGAGUGACCUCCGCCAUGCCAUGGUCCCUCCUGACCGAUCCUCGUAAAAGGUUAGCGUCAUGCCUUUCAAGGUUUAUGGUGUGCGGCCACAAGUAACGUCCAUCAUCAUUGCUUUAGCUCUUCCGUUCUGGAAUCCUUUACGAUCAGGGCCCUGGAGGCAUUGGUCGGUACUUUAGCCGGUUUUGGGAAUCCGGAACAGGCUGUCCACAUUCACCUCUUUGGCUUGUUUAGGCAGUAUCAGUGCACUUGUGAGGCGCCGCAGGAAGUGUGGCAGUUCUGCGCCUGGAACAGUAUCUGCAACUCCUCAGAUCUUAAGAUUCCUGCUUCGCCGUGAGUCUUCCAGUGCUGCAAACAUUUGUUCAAAUGCCAGGUUCUGUUUCAGAGCCUUCAAUUCCUGGUGUAGGUGUAAAACUUGCUGGGCACUGUCUCGGGAUUCCUGCUCCAGGGUCCCCAUAGGGCGGGUCAGGCUUUGUAUAUCUUUCUGGAUGUCAGCCACAUCGGUCUGGAUAUUUUGCCUAAGGUCUGCCAGUAUGUCUUGCAUAACAGCCUUUGUGACCGGAGAUUAGUCCGGCUGAGGUUAGGUCAGCGCCAGUGGAACGGGUAAUUAUGAGUCCUCUGGUCCCAUAGUCAGGUCGUCGGACAGAUCAGAGCCUUCAUCCAGGUAGGAGGCCAUUUUGGGCUCAAUGAGGCCAUGUGCCUGCUACCACAGAUCCCUUAUGCUUAUGCUCGAUCUAGGCCUCUCCGGCUUUUGUUUUUUAAGUUUUCUGCCCAUCAUGCUUCAGCCUGUCGGAGGGUCUGGAUAUGAUCCCAAAUUAAUGUGCAGAAGUGGGUAUAAGUUUGGCUUUGUAGUACGGAGCACGCCGAGGUUGGGACCGUUUAGUUAGGCUGUCAGGCUCCGCCCCCCUCAGUCACAGUCUUCUGACUAAAUAGUCAUUUUAGUUUUAGUCAUCUGAAUUGUUUUAGUUUUAGUCUAGUUUUAGUCAACUAAAUCUCAAAAAGAUUUUGUCAACUAAAAUCUGAGUAAAUUGUUAGUUGACAAAAUUAACAGUGCCUGAAACUCUACAAAGUUAAACAGCUUAUUCCCCUGACCUAAGACCUAAUUUGUCCUUCAGCUUCAAAAUCUUUUAAAAAACACUGGGAUUUUUGUUAGAGGCUGUAUAAACUAAGAGAAAUCAUAUUUUAAAACGCAGUGAUCUUUGGGCUUUAAAUAAAUAAUUGAAGGAUUUGGGGGUGGGGGGAGAAAUCAGCUGCCUUAAGUAAAAUUAUAUGCUUUAAAUUGGAACUAACUAAUAUGUACUGUUCUUAUACAAACAGAAAUAUAGAACACAUGGAGCCCUAGGGCAAGAGACUCACAAGGGGACACUUUCUCCAAUGUAUUAACAUAUAUUUACUCAUUAAAAAAAAUCACAAACUGGCAUGUUGAUAAACAAAGCACAGUCUUCUAUGAAUUAAUAUAUGGUAGGCCUCCUGGUGGCCUUGAUAGGUAUGGCUACUUAAAAAAAAUUAGAGUUGAGAAAUAUGGCUACUAACAUGUUUGCACAUUUGUUCAAGCAUUUAUGCAUAAAAAUAAGAGCAGAAAUGCCUUGCUUUUAAGACAUGUAAAAUACAACUGCCUCUUGAAUCUUAAAGACUCUACAAAAAAAAAUGCAAAAAACGUUAAAGGGAAACUUCAGACCCCCUUUAGCUUGCUCAAGUGUGAAUAGUAUAUCCUCUUUUUAAAAUUUUUUGCAAAAAGUGCAGAUUUCAAUAGAAUUUGGCACUUAUAUAAAUUAACCUUGUAACACCUCCUUGCUGUCAAUCAGACAACUAUCCUGUUACUUGAUGGUUUGGUUAGCUUAGUGGAGCUAAACUCAAGAGGCAGUAAUUUCUCAGAGCACCUGCCUUGCAAAGACUUGUCAUUGAGCGGCAUUGGGAAUUCUAUGAUUGGACAGUCACAGAAAGUCUGAGCUGGGUUAAAAGGGGAGGGCUUGAAAAUGCAGCAAACAAGAUAUCUGCAGCUUUUUGUGCAAGCUGUUUUUAGAUAUACCCUAGUGACAAAAUGCAUAAUUAAGUACAUUUAGAACAUCUUAUAUAUUAUAUGUUCAUUUAUAGUAGAAAUAUUGAUGGGCGAGGAUUACACAUCAGAUUAAAAAAAAUAGUGCUUAUAUAAUCUGAAAAUAUUUUCUUUUGACACAGAAACAUUAGGUACGAGAGUGGGAUUGCAAGAUUACAUCUUGUUUGAGGUCACGUACAUAGUUCUUUUAGAAAUUAUUGAAAAAAAAACCAUUUACUGAUUACUGGUCCUUCAAAAUAGAAUUUAGCCUAGAACACCAUAAUGUUUCUACAAUGCACCAUCUGUAUUUAUUGAGCCUCUGUCGCAUAGACCUCAAUGCUGUACUUUCACGCAUGUGCAGAUGGCAGUGUCCACAGGGGACAGGUUUGGAUAAGUUAAAUUUACCUUUACCUGCCCCCCACCACAAUGGAACCCCUAGCAGCAAUGUCACCAUUUGGGUCUUUGUAAAUGAUGCAAAGCCCCCAGACGGUGACAGUGCCGCUUUAACUAUAAAUCUAUUUAUCCAUCUACAUAUGUGUGUGUGUGUGUAUAUAUAUAUAUAUAUGUAUGUGUACAUAUAUAUAUAUAUAUAUAUAUAUAUAUUCUUACAUCUUAACAAGCUGAAAUACUCUGCCCAUGGGUAUUUGCAUAGAAUGAGCUGGCAUUUUUUGAGAAUACCGAAAUGCCAUCAAAAUUAGAAAGGAAUGGAUGAAAGAUCAGCAUGUAUCUGCAGUGACACAUACAUUAAAUACGGUUUAUCAACCCUUCAUUAACAACCUUCUUUCCCCCAUUCCAUUGUUCCUCCCCUCCCCGACGCUUUAAAGCAAGCCCACGGCUUCAAUAAACAAUGUACUGCAAGGUGAUGCCACUUCAGUCUUCAUCUGAACAAGUCUUUUUGCAUUGCAAAGCUAAACCAGCUCUGAGCACACCCUGGACCGGAGCAGAGCACAGACUACUGCUUGUGAUAAAGGGUUAACAAGUAAAAUUCCCAUUGAAAUGUUUUUCUGUUCUAACAUCUAAGAUAAUACAGAAAUCUACAAGCUGAGAGUUUCUUUUUCAAAGUGGGCAUUUAAUUUUUUUCUGUAGCUCAUCAUACAAAUAAAUGUGCCCGUAACCAAUACAGUAUGAUUUGCACGAGUGUUCUUGUUUCCUAUAUUGGUCAAAGUAGAUCCAAAAAUCAGGAUAGCCACUGUGGGCCAAUGAGCUAUUUUAUUGCCUAAAGCUGUAUUCAUAUCACUAAUGAACUAUGUUACAAUGCAUUAGAUUCACGAUUACGCCACAGCAAUAGAGCCGACAGCUGUAUGUGAAUUAAAGGACGGUCAUAUAAUGUGGCUGACAAUUUGUAUUUGAAAGUAAAAAAAUCUUUAAGCUUGCGUAUUGUUGCAGCCUAUGUCGAGCUGUUAUAUCUGGAAGAAAAAAAGCCAUAUGUUAACGUGGCAUGGCAGUCGUGGUUUUAUGCAGGUUUUUGUUUUUUUUAUUAGAACCAUAGGACAGAUAUCAACUUAUCUUCUUUCCUAUAUUCAGAUUUGUUCAAGAGAAGUUGGGUAGUUUUAUUUUCAGGUACAUUUUGUGCAAAAUUAUGAAAAUGUGUUUAUUUCCAAAUAAUGAUGAAAACUGCUGCAUUAAAUCUCUUGAAAAUUAGGAUUGUGAUAAUUAUGGAGAGCCCACACGUGUCACAAUAAGGUGAUAGGUGGUAGCCAUAUUGUUUUAAGUGACCGAUUGUUUGGUAAUAUUAUAAAGUGCAACCACUUGUGUUACAAAUCUGAGGCUUGCUAGAUCUGAAAAAGUGGGUCUGUUAGAUUGUUUGGAUCUCAUGCGAAUAGGUUACAAGUGUUCUGAAACUGGUAGGCAGAAUGAAACAAAAAGGGUUUUUGCGUGCCCUAUGAUAUAUGCUAAAAUCCAAAAAACAAAAAGGAAGUUGAAAGUUAAUAAUAUUCUCAUGGUUAUUCUUUAACGUGUGAAUUGACAGGAACUUUGGCCAUUUUAGAAUAAAGCUUAAAAUUAACUCGGAAUUCACUUUGAAUUCUUGACAAUUCACACUGUAAAAACCCUGUAAAAUGAAAUUUCAACCACAUAAUAUUUAAUGUGUGUCAUUAUUGAAUUAUGUGUAUUUCUGGGUGUAGUGAGAUCUGUGUAGUGUGAGAAUACAUGUGUGUAUUUCUGUGUAUGGUGUGUGAAUGCUGUUAAUAUAUAGAGACAUAUGAAUGUUUUUAUAUAAGGCAUACGAAUGUCACACACUCAAAAGUGUCUAUUCACCUCCAGACAACCUCAAUUUACGUACAAUAUGAGAGGCCUAUUCACCUGAACUAAAUUGAUUCGCAUUGAGUAUGAGGGUGGCCAUAAUCCCAAAGCCAUUUAAAUACAAUUUUUUGCUUUCCUUCUGCCUUCGGUCAUUUUACAUUUACGUAAUUAAGUGCUCUGCCCCAAGCUUUGAUCCACAUACAUUAAAAAUAAAAAAAUAUAAAAUUUAAUAAUAAUUAAAUGAAACGAUUUAAAAAACCAAAAGAAAAACUGGACUAUCCCCGGCAAAAUUCAGGAUAGUUGGCAAGUAUAGGCUUAAGUUACUUAACCUAGGUUUUUAAAGGUCAAGUGGCUUGUAUGAAGUUAUUGUCAAUUAUGUUUGUAUUUAGUUUAAAUGGUUAUUUUUAAAGUUUAUCCCCCCCUCAAAAAAAGACUGCAGCCUUUCUAUAGUUUAAGUACGUACGUCUGUGUCUUUCUUUUAAUAUCAAUAACCCUUCCCUUAAACAUGACAGUUAAUGGCGGCUGGUUUUGCCUCGGUGCCAUGAUGGUUAGUGACAUGUGGCUGGGAUUGUCUGCUGAUGCAAUUCUGCAGUCUCGAACAGCGAGAGACUACGGCCAGUCUGGCUAGAGCUAAACCAUAAAAACCUGAAUUUAGUAUCCCAAUACUUUCAAUAAUCUGGAAUAAUCUGCAAUAUAUAAACAGGCUCCAAGAAUGUAAAAGAAUUAAUAUAGCAAAGAGAGGUGUGAGGUCAAGUGAUAAUAAUAAUACUAUCAAAAAGGACAGAUUGUCUUUUAGAAUACCAUACUGCAUGAAUGCUGAUGUUUUUCCUCAAAAUUAAUGGGGAAAACUUUACAUUUCUGGAUUGCAACUCCCGAUAGUCUCAGUAGCCUUAACCCUAACCCUGUCUAUAUCCUGAAUAGAGUAACUGUAGCCUAAAAAAUAUCCUGAUUUGUUUUUCACUUGAUUGUUCGAUAAUUGUGUUGUUUAGCUAAAUUCAAAAAUACAUAAUUUAUAAACAAGAUGAAGGUUUAUACCAGAGAUGGCUAAUGGUCAAUGUUUUUUUUUUUUUUUUUUUUUUACCUUUAGCAAUUAAUUAUGUACUAUGGGGAAAUAGUACCAUCAAGGGAUCCUGGAGACAUCAUAAAAAAAAACACAAAACCAACUUUAAUCUUAAAUCUUGGACAUCCAUGUCCUGGUCUGCCUCAGAUUGGUGCAGACAGCACCUACUAUUUGCAAAAAUAGAAUGGUGGCAAAAUGCGUGAUGUAAAUUAGGUAUGGUGCCCAUAUUUAAAAAUAUCAACAAAGUGUUAGCCAGGAAAUGGCAGACCUGUGGAGAGGGAUAUCAUUUGAAGGUUUAUGAAGUUAGUUGAGAUAACAUACCUUACAUUAAGAAGAAAAUAAAAUCUAAGGAAAUCAGUGCACGUAAAACCCUAGUACGUCAAAAAGAAAGGAAAAAUAAAAUAUUAAAAUUGGCAGUAGUGUUUAAAGAAACACAAUAUAAGUAAGAGCAAAUCCAAAACAAAUAAUGUGUAAUAGAAAAAUGUCUUCAUAUCACAAGACACUUAGUCCUGCGUGUUGGAUUAUGCCACGUAUUUAUUUUUUAUGUACGCAUAUACUGAUAUACACAUUAUACUUCUACUCGAGAGAAGCUGGCCAUUGUUUGGUUUUGUUUGUAAAGGCAGGAUUGUCACACGUGUCUCUCAACAAAGACAUUGGUUCUUGCGAGUGUAGAAUUUCCCUGUAUUAGCAACUAUUGUUGGACCAAAAGAGCGAGACAACUUUGUAUGGAAUGAUGUCACACAGAGACUUUCUAAGGAACUGCAGUACCAAUUCACAACUUUACACAUUCUAAUACUUCCGGAUUCAAAAACUAUAUUUAAAAAAUGGUUGCUUCCAACACUGUGUGUUGUUUUUUUAAAUUUAUUUUUGCUCCAAAUGGUUCCUGAUGAAAGCUAUGAUAAAGUAGGAGACAGCGAGUUAGUUACUAUUUAACAUGUAGAAUGUGGGCACAUCUCGGAGGGAGCUACUCACCAAAUCACAAUUGAUCGGCACUGACUAAAAAAAACUCAAUAUUUAUCGUCAGCAAAAAUAGUCCAGCCCAGACAAGCUUGUUGGUUCUUUUUGUUUUUUAUGUAGCGUAGAGGCCAGGUUCCAAAAAUGAAGAUGCAGAUGCCUUGCCUUAUCCGCAUCUUCUUCCACAGCAGAAACUUGUGUUGGUAUGUCUCAUAUAUGUAGAAUGUUGUUAGACUCUUCCGUUCACUCUAAAUCUUCUAGGGAUUGUUGGAACCUUCCCAGAAGCAGCAGUGAGAUCGCCAAUGUAUUUCCUCUUUUCCUCCAAGAUUAGUACUCUUUUAGCACGACUGGCCACUUUGGCUUUCAGGUCUCCCAUUUCUUUAUGGAACAUAAUUUCCUGAAAGCUUUAAUAUUGCCAUUAGCUGAGUGAGUAGUAUUAUCACCCUAUUCCAGGAUCUUUAAUUACAAGAGUGUUUGGAAUAGGUCCCUGUGUCACAUUGUAGUAUUUUCUCAUGGAAGGCUGGAAGGAAGUAUGAGUUUGUGGUUUUGGCUUCCAAAUCUGAGUGUUUGUGUACAUAAUAUCGCUUAUUUUUUUGGAUCUCUGACUCACCAUGAUCAACAAAGUGGGAGAGAUCUCAAUUGUAAGAAACCAAAUGGUAAAAUCAGUAAAAAAUAUAUCAAAUUAACUCUUUAAUAGAGGCGCUCCGUAGUUCUCCUGUCCUGCUAUAAGCUUUGCCCCGUAUUAUUUGUAUAUAUUUUUUUUAUUUAAAUAUAUGUCAGCAAUCAUUAUUUCUUCUAGGUUGUGAGUUUUCAGUGUUUAUUCUCUGUUUCCCUAGUUUGACUUGCAAUUCUCCAGCGUCUCAGCUGGAAUGCACUUUAUUCCCAGGUCUACUCUGUAACUGAAGGCAUACUUCAUAACAUUAACAUUUGAUAAUCUUUUUUUGAUGUUACUGCUGCUUUAACAUCAUUCUACAGUUAUGUUUGUUCCAGAGAUAACUCCUUUCCAUUUCUUUUCUAUUUUUUUUUGUAGUGAAAAAGGCGCAGUUUGAUGGCGCUCAAGGUAAGAUUGUCAUUUUGUUAUUCAAUAUACUAGACAGACAAGUGCAAGCCAGCAGCUCCUUAUUGCGAUUCACAUCUACAAAAACAAGACACCUACUUGAAAAUAUUGUCAGUCUACAGUUAACCAGUGCCACAUCUCCUCCCGUGAUUCUAAUGUUUUAGCAAUGAUAAUACAUGCGCAAAGGCAGCUUCUAGUAACAGCGUUUAAGAAGCAUAGACAUGCCAAAACUGGAAUUGACAACACCAAUAAAUUACGUAGAGUCAAAGAGUGGUCAUACAGUUUCCCAAUCUCAGAUAAGAUUGACAAUGUAACAAUAGUAAUAAAAAAGGCUAAAUCUAAUCAUGAAAAAAACUAUUUUUUUAGGGGUAGUCUAAGUCUAAUUUUUCCUUUACAUUGACAGAAAAGUUUAAUGCUUACGUAACGCUGAAAGUACAAAAUGUGAAGAGCACAACAAUAGCAGUGCGGGGGAACUUGCCCUGCUGGGAACAGGACUUUAUGUUGUGAGUAUCAUAAAUAUUAAUAAUUUUUCAAACUUGAGAGCAUGUGAAAAAAGUUUGAGAUAAUGGGUUAAUAUAAUUAAGAGCAGAAAUCUUAUAGAGAAUCGCGCAAUUCACAUUUUUUUUUGUAUAGUGAGAGAUGUGUUAUAUUUGGGAAACUGUAAUAUAGCUCCACCCUUCUUUGUCGUUAAUGUCAAGCAGGAAAUAGUGAGAUAAUUCUCAGGAAGAGCAGAAAACGCAAUAAAGCUAUAAAAUGGAAUGGAAACCACUUAGUAGAAACACAAACAACGUGAAUUAUUCUACAUGGGACAUACUGGCAGGAUACCAUUAAAUUAUAUGAGAAACUUUUUUUAAACUUUCAUUACAUUUUUUAUUGUUUUUUAAAAUACAAUACAUAGAGAAAUGAAAAUGUUGAAAAAAAUAUAACGCAGUUGGCUGGAAAUCUUAUUCACUUUGGUGUUAUGGCAUGGGCUUAAAGGAACACUAUAUAGUCACCUAAAUUACUUUAGCUAAAUAAAGCAGUUUUAUUGUAUAGAUCAUACCCCUGCAAUUUCACUGCUCAAUCCACUGUCAUUUAGGAGUUAAAUCACUUUGUUUCUGUUUAUGCAGCCCUAGCCACACCUCCCCUGGCUAUGAUUGACAGAGCCUGCAUGAAAAAAUAAACUGGUUUCACUUUCAAACAGAUGUAAUUUACCUUAAAUAAUUGUAUCUCAAUCUCUAAAUUGGACUUUAAUCACAUACAGGAGGCUCUUGCAGGGUCUAGCAAGCUAUUAACAUAGCAGGGGAUAAGAAAAUCUUAAUUAAACAGAACUUGCAAUAAAGAAAGCCUAAAUAGGGCUCUCUUUACAGGAAGUGUUUAUGGAAGGCUGUGCAAGUCACAUGCAGGGAGGUGUGACUAGGGUUCAUAAACAAAGGGAUUUAACUCCUAAAUGGCAGAGUGUCCCUUUAACAAGAUCCCGGGAGCAAGCAUUUUUAUACUAGAUAAUAUUUUUACUUCCAUGUAUUUGGUAUGUGUUUCCAGUGAAAUUAAUAGGUUAGAUCUUGGCCUGACGGUGGAAGUGUGGAACAAGGGAUUGAUCUGGGACACGAUGGUGGGAACUGUAUGGAUUCCGCUCAGUAACAUUCGGCAGUCUAACGAGGUAAACAUUUUUGCAACUCUUGUUCUCCAGUUGUUGGACUCUAAAAUGCUGGACUACUUGUCCAAAAUUGUGUCAGUUAUAAUCUAGCCAGGGCGAUAGAACAAAAUCUAGAAUGCUCUUUGUGUAAGCAGCUUCAAGCAUUUCUUUUCAUUUAUUUUUUCCCGUGUGUUCUGUAAAACAUCAUCUCAGGAAUGGUGCUAUCGUAAAGAACAAUGCACUUACAACAGAUAAUUAAGAUGCACUUUAGCUUAUUUAGCAAUAGCACUGUUGAAAAUUUCUCCUACAUUGAAAUUAGUCUAAGACCCACCGAUAUUGGGGUACAGUGAAGUAGUGUUGAGCUUAGCACAAUAUGGCCAUAUGGUGGAUAUGAAUUCCCAUCUUUGUUUACUGAGAUAGGUGAUUUCAAGUAGCCUUGUAAAAUUGUAUUUGCAUGUGUGCCCUGUUCCGUAAUCUGUACUAUAAAAUAUUACUGUCAUUGUUUAUUUGUAUGUAAUUCUGCCAACAACAUAUUACUGUGGAAUAUGCAAUAAGUAAAUGAUGAUUAAAACUGCCAAGGGACAGUACUAAUACCCAGGUGACUGGGCUAGCUGAGGACAAAGAUAAAAUAGGAAGGAGCUACAGAGACAGAGAGAAAGGAACAGAUUGUGAAAGUAAACUGCAAACGUGCAGAGCUGGGAUAGGCAACCUUCGGCACUCCAGAUGUUGUGGACUGCAUCUCCCAUAAUGCUCUUACACCCGUAAUGCUGGCAAAGCAUCAUUGGAGGUGUAGUCCAAAACAUCUGGAGUGCUGAAGGUUGCCUAUGCCUGCUGUAGAGACUAGAAGGAAUAUCUAAAGGGAAAUGAGGUGUGUGGACAGAUCCAGGGAAUGUUUAUUAUAAUGAAUAUAAAAAUACUCAAUUGUUUUGUUAAAUAUUCUGUUAUUAUCUCUUAGUUAUUAUGCAUAGGUGUAGCUUCAAAACUAAAGGGAGAAACAAUAUCUAAAAUAAACAAUUUCCUGAAUGGGGGUUAACCCCUGGUGAAAGGGAAUUUCACCAAGAACAAAAACAACUGAAGGGGAGACAGGAGAAAAGUCGGAUUUUUGGUAGAAUUCCCUAAAGUGUGGGAGUCCCUGCUAAUUCCGGAGAGGGAGAAAUAUUGUUCCGAAAAAAGAAGAGAGGGAGAGGGGGGAGAAAAAUUAUACAUUUAUGGAACGGGUACAAACCUAAAGAGAAUAUAAAACUUAACUUUUAAUAGAGAUAAAUAUAAAUGAGGUGAGUAAAACCAAAACUAAACACGCUAUGUAUACAAUCCCCAAAAAAUAUAAUAAACACAAAAAUAACUAAAUAAUAGGUUUGGGUGAGUACAAUCACUGGUAAGUCUGGAUACAUAAUAUAUGCAAAAGCUCACUCUGAUACAAUGUAUCGGUAUGAAUGAGUGGCAAUGGUGCCAAACUGAAAUCAGGACCUAUAGCAAAAUAUAUUAUUGUAACGAAUAGUUAAAUAUCGAAAUAGUGGGGUAUAGUUGCAAUCGCUGGACUUGUCAGGUACAGGUAGAGUCUCAGCUGACUGCAACGAAUAUAGCGUCUCUAAAAUGGAACGGUCACUGAAUCUGAUCCGUUUCAAGCGUCUAGUAUAGUGCUGUGAUAACGCAGAAUACAGGAACAAUACUGUUAUAGCAGACAAAUGAUUGUCUUAGCUGUGCAUAUUAGCCACAGUAAUAGUUCAGUUUUUGAUGUUAAGGCAGAGUCACCGCUAGCUGCUGAUUUUUUCAUAAAUGUACAUUGGAUCCCAAGACUAAGUCUGAAAGUAGUAUCUAAUAGCAAACCCAAAUAGCAAAUUUUGCCAAGAUAAGAGCUGUGAGAAAUGCUUGCUCUAAUGAUUAAUGCGGUCAGGAGAUAGCCACAUGGGAGUUGUUGUCUAAGCAGUUAUUCUCAAUGGUAGUGAGAAGAGGCUGCACAGGACAAGGGACUUGUUAUGGGUAGAAGGAAAAAUCAGCACUAUAUAUAACAAGACUGUGUCUACUAAAUUAUAGUGUAAAAGGUCUACACAGGGUAACUGAUACAGUUCUGUAGUCUAAGCAAUUGUAAGCAGAGAGCAUAAUGCAAUGACAGGUUGCAGUUUCAAGAUGUUCUGCCUAGAAGCACUGGUAAGUCUGUAUUUGAAAGGAAGGGAUAUGAAUAUCUAUAUCUAUAUCCUAGCUCCCAAACACCCUAAAUGCUUGUGCCUUUGAGGGCACUCCUUAAGUAAAAACCUGCAUAGACCCUCACGCUACAUGCACAGAACCUCCCGCCAGGACCCUGCACUGGUAACAAAGUAAGUAUUUAACUGCUGCUGCCAGGAGAAGCUCGGGUGGUAUUUCUAAAGAUAGUGCGGCGGCUGGUACCGAGCCUCAAAGCAAGAGAUUGCUUUAAAUAUGGUGUAGAGUCAUUGUGGAUAGCUGGUGUGUUCCCCUGACGCGCGUUUCACCGCUCUGGCUCAUCACAAGGGGAACUGGACCCCUGGUGGAACCCUGUAUAAGUAGGUAUAGCUGAAGUGAAACUCUGUAAUUGGAUCUGAUAAAUAAUUUUGUCUUAUUUUGAAAGGCUCACUAAAGGCACCCAGACCACUUCAUCUCAGUGAAGUGGUCUUGGUGCAUGGUCCUGUAGAUUUAACCCUAUCAUCCUGAACUCUCAUGGCAUUGAGUUAACACACCUCUAGUAGCUGUCUUCCUGACAGCCACUAGAAGCACUUCUGCAUUCUAACUCAGUUCUCAAACAAAUGCUGCUCUAGAAAAGAGGGACAGGGGAAUUUGGACCCAAUAUCGGUACUGUCUCUCUUAAACAGGGAUACUUGGAAGGUAUGGAUUUGCACAGCAUUGCAUCGGAAAAGUGUAAGACCGGGAUUUUCAGGAAAUUAUCAGGUUCACAUGAUCCAAUACAUUUGCAAGAGCUUUUGACAUAUUUAGCUAAUGUCUUUUUUCUCUUGUGGAUUAAAAAUUGAGGCAACUUCAGCCUGGAUUGUCCCUUCAAAACAUGGUGGGAGGAUUAAUAGUUUGUUAGGACUGUUGUUAUAUUAUUAAUAGUAUCUAUAUCAAAUGUAUUAGCAGUUUUUGUGAUAGGAAGAUCGCAAAAAUCCCAGGAUCUACUUAAUUUUUUUCGAAGAAACUUGUGAUUGAUAAUGUAGAAUAGUGUUUUUUAACUCCAGACAAAAUGUAUGUUGAUUAAAAAAGGUUUCAUGUACCUCUGUAUACACAUGUAAAAAAACAACUACUUAAUAUUAAUCUAUUUCACAAUUUUAUUUCAUUCAUUUACUCUCCUUCCUGCACAGGAGGGUCCUGGAGAAUGGUGGACACUUGACUCUCAAGUCAUAAUGACAGACAAUGAAAUCUGUGGAACCAAAGAUCCGACGUUUCAUCGCAUCUUGCUGGACACGCGAUUUGAGCUUCCUCUUGGUAAAAUAACAGCGCAUAUAUAUAAAAAUAAAAGUACAUCUUAAAUAACCACACGUAACACCUCAAAACGAAAGGCAUCUUCUAGGUGCUGAACCUCUUUGAGAAUAGUUUAAACGGAACAUUUUAUGUCCUACCAAAAAUGCAGUCAGGAGUAUUAAAUUCCAAGCACUAAACAUGGCCACCUCUGUGUCAUAUAUAUAUAUACAUACCAAUAUAAUUUGCAAAGACAAAAACUACAACUGUUAUAUUAAAGUUAUUUUUUUUUAAACUGAGGAAGUGCUUGUUAUUCUUAUAAUGAAAUAUAUCAAGCUUAUUAUAAAGGUGAAUUAAGCAGUUUGUGUAACUUUACAUUGUGUACUGACACUGGUCAGAAAAAUAUGUCUCGUUAACUAGUUUUGGCUCUAAUUGGGUUACUUGGUUUGCAAAUGGUUUAAAUGUCGUGUUUUUUUCACUUUAUUAAUAAAGGAUAGUACAGUAACUCAGACGAUAUAGGUACGUUACCCUUGUUAUAUCAUUCUUUACCAUGUGGAAUCGAAGACCGAUGUUAUCAGUAGACAUCCGCAAAAAUGUAUUUCCUGCAACCUGUCCAAAUAAAAUUCUUGGUAUUUAUCAAAGGAAUCAAUUCUGAAAAUACGGUUUGUUCAUAAAUGUAACAAAAAAUUUAACAAAAGUGGUUGCUUCAAAAGCCUUUUAACUAUAACCAAAAAAAAAAAGGAUUCUGAUUCGAUCACUUUGGUUUGUUUAUAAGUGAACUGAAUUCUCUGAAUUUAUUCAUUCUACAAUUACCAGUAAUUUUAUUCAGACGUAUUGCUUUAAAACACAUUUUUGCAUAUGUCUAGUUAUCGGUUUAUUGGGAAAGAUUUCUGUGGAGUGCCAGAUUUUCCUCUUUGUCACUAAAACAUUGCAAUGUAACCUUUGGGUUUAACACGUAGGUGUGAAGAAUGUGUCCUCCUUCCUUUACUAAGUAUACAUCAUCUACUGCUUUAAAUUGGCUCCUUUUUCUGCCACUGACAUAGUAGGGAUAAAAACAAAGUACAAAUAACUCAGUGCAUAUAAAUAUAUAUAUAUAUUUUUUUUUAUUAUUUAGAUAUUCCUGAAGAGGAAGCUCGCUACUGGGCCAAGAAACUCGAGCAACUCAAUGCCAUGAGAGUUCAGGAUGAUGUGAGUGAUGAUGUUGAGUCUGUAUCAAACUUAUUCUUAGACACAUAGUAUAAAUUAAAAUAAUUUGUUCCGUGUUCUUUUUAGAAUACUGCCCCCUUGGUUUAUAAAAAAUCAUAAAAAACUAAAAGCCAUAAAACUUAUUUUAGUGCCAGGAUAGCCAUUCGUCCAUCAAAGCCAUUAAGACUGGUGACUUUUGUCCCAUAGGUUGCUUCUCGUAGAGGCGCAUGCAUGGCAAUCACAGAAAAGCAUUGGAUGCACAUAGCAUCCAGCAUGAACAUACUUUAAAGCAAGCAUGUCAAACUCGUGGCCCGCGGGUCUGUGCGGCCCACAAGGACCAUCUUUGCGGCCCGGCGAGCCGUGGGUACAUGCUGAUGUUAUAGCAGGGUAGGCACCUGCUUUCCCCAAAUUGCAGAUGCCUACUCUGCUAAGACUUACCCGGCCGGGGAAGAGGGCCAGCGAGGGAGCUCAGUGUUCCUGAUCCUCACUGGUUCCUUACGCGCGCUGUCUGUAGUGAAGCCGGGCGCCAGAAUAAGACGUCAUAUUCCGGCACCCAGCAUCACUAAACUGCAUGAGGGAGCAGUGAGUAUGUCUGUCUGUCUGUGUGUGUGUGUCUGUGAGUAUGUGUGUGCGUGUCUGUGAGUAUGUGUGUGUCUGUCUGUGAGUAUGUCUGUCAGUAAGUGUGUGUUUGUCAGUGAGUGUGUGUGUGCGUGUAUGUGUGUGUCUGUCAGUGUGUGUCUGUGUGUGUGUGUGUCUGUCUGCCAGUGAGUCUGUGUGUGUGUCUGUCAGUGUGUGUGUCUGUCAGUGAGUGUGUGUGUGUCAGCCGGAGGAUCAAAUUUGGCACAGAGUGGUAGAGGUGGGUGCUGUGGUUUAGUAGAGGGGGGACUGAGAUUUAGUAGAGGGGAUGCUGUGGUUCAGUAGGGGGGAUGCUGGGGGUUUUCUUUUUUAAAAUAAACCUAUGUUUCAAUGAAAAUGUAAGGGUUUUUUUUUUUUUUUUUGUGGCCUACAUAAACUUAGACCUUGUUUAUGUGGCCCCUGCCAGACUUUGAGUUUGACAUGUUUGCUUUAAAGGCUGCCCUCGGCCAUCAAAUAGAUUCAAUUAUUAAACUUAUUUUACUAAUUUGCACACUUCUUUGAUACCAACCCAGGGUGCAGAUCUGGACCUGCGGCUGGCAAGCCCCAAUACAUCAGUAGGAAAACAUAAAUGAUCCAGGCACACAAGAUAAUUAGAUGGUGGGUUUAAUGAAGAUCAGUGCAUAAAGUAAGAGCAGCAACGUUUCGACCUCAAAUGAGGUCUUUAUCAAGCUUGCCAUCUAAUAUUCCUUGAGUGCCUGGACCAUUUUUGCUUUCCUACUGAAUUUAUUUUAGUCUAAAGUCCAUAGUGGCAGUCACUUGUUUAUAUGAAAAACUGCGAACUUUUGUCACACCUCAACAAGGCUGUCGGGCCAAAGUUCUAUAAUAGAAAAUGGCUGACUUGACUUCUAAGUAUAUGUGUAAGAUUAAUGGAAGGUGGCAUCACUGAUUGCAUAUCGUCAGGGUUUGCUAGAUAAGAAUUUCUGCUGACACAAAUGUGAAGCUCCCAGUUUUCAUAUUAUGAUGUGGUUUCCUAAUCGGCUUUUCUCAUUUCAGUACGUUUUUCAAGAAGAGCAGGAUGAUCCCCUUCCCAACCAUCGUUCUCAGUGCUGUAUGUACAUGUCUGUGUAUAAUAUAUAUGUGUCCUAUGAAUGUUGAUGAGGUCAGGGUGUUGGGAGGAUAAACUUAAAAAUAGAAACAAAAAAAUCUAAAAUGUGACUUCAUCUAUCAGCAGUUAUUUACAAUAUAUAUAUGGGUGCACGUAGGUGUGAAAAAUGAUGGAAAUACACAUAGCAAGCAGCCCUCUUAUGUCCUCCUGUCAAUUUUCUUUGAGGUCAUGUAUAUAGAUCUUUUAAGAGUGAUGUUUUAUAUAGAACACCAUUAUGUUUGUACAGUGCACCAUCUGUAAUUAAAGGGUCACACCAGACCCCUAAGCAACUUUAGCUUGCUAAAUAGCUUUAUGUGGUAAGAGGGUGUCCUCUUUUUUGAUUUUGCAAAAAGUGCAGAUUUCUAUACAAAUUGACUCUUUUAUAAAUUAACCUGGUUACACCCUCUUGGCUUUCUAACAGACAACAGGUAAUGUUACUUCCUGGUUUUGUUAGCUCAAUACAGCUGACCUCAAGAGGCAGCAAUUGCCCAGAGCACGUGACUUACAAAGACUUCUCAUUGAGCUUCAUUGGGAAGUCUGUGAUUGGACAGCCAAGAGUGUCUGGGUGGGGUUAGAAGGGGAGAGUUUACAAAGGCAGCAGACAAGAGAACUGCAGGUUUAGCAAGCUGAUGUUAGAUAUUAUUAGAUAUUAUUAGAUACACAGAUAAAAUACUUAAUUAAGUGGAUUCAAGUUUUCAUUUGGGGUAUAUCUACUAAACAGUUUUUGGAAAAAUUUUAUUUGGGCAGUAGAGUGUCCCUUUAACAAUGUAUCUUUCAAUCUAUUUACAUAUGUGUACAUCUUUAAAUGUAUAAAUGUAUGUACAUAUAUAUCUUACAUUGUCAUCUUAUGUGAUGGAUGGAUAGAAUGUAUUAACAUAUGUUAAAAAUCUGCCACUAGAAUGGUUAUGACAAUACAAUUUAAAGGAACACAAUAGCGUUAGGAAUCCGUAACUGUUUUCCUAACAUUAUCGUAUGCCCUGGUUCCUAACUUAUUAGACACCCCCACUGCGUGUAUAAAGGGAUGUAAGCCCCUUUUUCACUCACCUUAAUUCCUGUGCCGAGGUCCCUUAGCGCUGACUCCAUCUCCUCCUUCUGUGGGGUUCCGCCUAUAGAGGGCCUAAUGCGUAUUUGCACGAUGAGUUUCAUGUGAGCAUUAUGGCUUCCCCAUAGGAACGCACUGAAUUAAUGCUUUCCUUUGUAGGAUUUUAAAGACGCUAAAGAUGUCCUUAUUCACAGUUUAACUCAGUGAUAAUCCAGGAAGCACCUCUUGUGGUUGUCUAAAAGAAAGCCACUAGAGGCCGUCUUAACCUUGCAAUAUAAACAUUGCAGUUUCUCUGAAACUGCAAUGUUUUCAACUUGCAGGAUUAAGGGGACAGGGACACAGCACACAAUACCACUUCGAUGAGAUGACGUGGUCUGGGUGCCUAUAGUGUCCCUUUAUAGUGUCCCUUUAAGAAAAAAGAAUUUAACAUUUGUUUUAUAUUUUAUAAAAUACUUUAUAAGCCUAAUUAAGUUCUCCAAUAGGGAGAAAAGGGCAAGAUAAGAGAAGGUGGUGUUUUGGCUAGCAAAAGCUAUAUUAGUAUCUAAUCUCUCUCAUAUUUUGGAUUCCUGCUAGGUAUACCUGAUUACUUUGGCUGGGGAGAACAACGUAGUAAGUAUUCUUCAUUUUCAUACAUUGGAAUUGGUAGUUCAAGUAUCCAGAGUCCUCCCUGUCCUGAUGAUGAAAUUGCCAGGGUUGGCUAGGUCUAAUGUUGGGGGGGGAAAUAGUCAACCAUGGGUGGAGAGUUUAGAGCAACCGGGUCUCACUUAUGUCCAGAGGAAGGAAAGUUCACAGUAAACUUGGCAAUAAGUUGAUUUUUUCAGAAUAACCAGGUAUGGUUACUCUGUUCUUUAGCACAUCUCCCAAAGAAGAGUGAAUAAUACUUUUUUAUAUCUUUAGUAACAAGUUUCCUUUCACUUUCAACGGCAAUAAUUUGUAACUGAUUCCCCGUUAAAUUAUCUCUAAUAAUCUUCCAUUAAACUAUUAUUGGAUGUUUAAUUGUUGACAUAAAACUUAUUAAAGGUAACAAAUUGGCCUAAAAUUAUCAUUCUUGAUUUAAGUCUUUAUAUCAAGAAAUACAACAAUAUGGAUGUUUAGUCUUUUGAGACAUCUACGGUGUAAAUUGUACAUUGUAAAUAUAUAUAUAUAUAUAUAUAACAAUGUCUCUACUUGCACAUAGAAAUCAAAUAAUGCAUCCAUAUAUAAAAACAUUUCUACAAGCAUAUAAAAAAUUAACCAUGACUAUUUUUAUAAUCAUCACCACAUUGCAUAAAAAAUGGGUGAUCCAAACAUAAAUAAAGGCUCAUGGACGGGAUAUGUAAAAUAUCUCCAUUUGCAUAUAUAAACACACAGAUACAUUUAUUCUUGUAUGUGUGUAUUGUUCUAAUUUGUAUAUACCUGAGACAAUCGCAAUAUGCUAUCCAUUGUCAUCAUGUAGCUGUUCUACUGUCUACAUUAUAUGUUAUUUCCUUUGCUUGAUUAGUAGUAAUUUUCCUAUAUAUUUGAUAUUGUUUAUGUUCCAGCUAAAUGUUCUCGUUUUUCCUUUGGUUGCCAUUUGCCAAUAAAAUUAUUUUAGUCGUGUCCAUAUUGCUUCUUAAUCCUUAGUCCACGUUCAAAUCGUGAUGAUCCAUCCAAUUCUUGCUUACUCACUCACGAUAACGUAAUAUAGUUUCUUAUGACCUUGUAAACCUUUAAUUUGCUGUCUGGAAUGAUUAUUAUGUAUGUCAUAAAUUGAUCUGUACGCUCUGUCCAUGUCAGUGUCUCAAUUUAUAUAUAUCAUCCUUUAAUUAUUACUGAAAGUCUGGUUCUAAUUUCCUUAACUCUAUCUCAUAUUUCAUUUUUUGAGGGUGACGUCUAGUCUAUUCGACUUACUAUUCAACAAACUGUUUUGUCCCUCUCUGUGGACAGAAUAUCUGAAGAAUAGUCAUGGCAAAGCAUUAAUGUGCUCCAUAUAUUUUUUUCAGCAACUCAAACUGCAUGUAAUUGUUUUCAUGGGUAAAUCUUGAUCACACUAUCAGUACCAUGCAAAAUCCACAACACAAUCUUUUUUUUCAUUAUUUUCAUAUUUGUUUUAUGAAUUCUACACACUUGUAUUGAUUACAAUACAUUUUUGUAUUUCAUUUCAAUAAAAGUGACUACUUAUAGACUUGCUCCUUGAGAAUGUUUCCUCUUUGUCCUUAUAGUUUUUUUGAUCCCAUCUAUUUAUUUAUUUUUGCUCUACUUUUUUUUCUUGAGUGUUCUCGAUAUUUUAUUUAUGUGUGGUUUACUUACUGUCUUGUUUUCAUUUACUUCUGAUUGUUUCCGAAAUGGCUAGUAUGUCAUUUCGCUGCAUCAAUCACUUCUUCCAUUCCAGCAGCUUCUUAAUGGUUUGCAUUCCAUUUAAUUAAACCUCCAUCUCUUAAUCUGUUCCAUGUUUUCCUGAUCCCCCUGUCUCAUUUGGAGUACCUCAUUUGUACAUUCAAAGUUGCAUAUUGCUCUAUCCAAGGAUUCUUGACAUCUAGAUUUUUUGGCGCAUAUUUUCUGUUCUGAUGCCGAUGAAUCUUCUAAUCUUUAAAAUUCAACUGACUACUAAUUUCAUAAGACUUUCUCAGAACUGUACAACAUUAUUCUCAAAUUCCCCGGACUUAGAGGUCAUUGAGCAUUAGUCUUCCUCUCUGUACUUUCCUGUUAGUUUUUCUGUGUCCUAUCUCUACCAGAUAAUGAGGAUCCUGACAGUGCCAUGGAUGAUCGUGAUAGUGAUUAUCGCAGUGAGACCAGCAACAGUAAUCCACUCCCCUACUACUCCACAGCUCAGCCUAACGCCUCUGUGCAUCAGUACCCUAUACGUCAGCAACAAAACUCCCAUGGUUCCUGUACAGACUCUGUGAACAGCUGCGAGAUGGACUACUCAGACCAUCGGCCAAUCAGGUACAUCAGCCACCAGGCAAAAAACUGCACUACGCAUAAUGAGUUUGAUACUUUAUACUGUAAUAUUAGACUUACAAUAAUUUGAUAAUGUUAACUCGGUAUUUGCAAGCAUUGAUUCCUGGUGGAGGGCAGGAUGGAGGGGUUGUGUGUGACCCCCUCUUACCUGUCUCCUCUCUCCCUGGAUGGCAGGCGUUACAAUAGUGCAGACUCUGCCACUAACGGGCGCAGUGAUGUGGAGUCUGUCUCCGGUUCAAGUCGCCUCACCAGCCGGCAGCACUCCCUGGAGAGCCGGCAAUCACUUGACCUUUCCGAUAGGUGGGUCAAUCCUGGGUGUUGCAGUGUGAGUGCUGCAGAGUGCCGUGCUCGUCCCACGCAUAAUCCAUAACAGGCCGAUACUCUUGGGAAGGAAGUAAUCAUUUCUGGCCAUUGACCGAGCAAUGUUUAUCUCUUACUGAGGGACUAUUAUUGGGUCUUAUUGGACCUUAUUUGUCAGAAGACUACUGAUUAGCCAUACGAUGCCACUUAAGGAUAUUCUCUUUUUAUGUUUAUUUGGGUUCAACUGAGCUUUAUGUCUCUUUCCUCGCACCAGUUUUCAGCCACAUAAGCAUUUUGGAGAGAAAUAUAUUUACAGAAUAAUCUUCUCUUAUUUUGUGUCAUCAAAAUUGCAAGACAUACUUAAGAGAAAAUAAACUAUAUUCAUCAUGGAUAUCUUCAGCACAUUUUCAAGGCAGGAGUAAAGACAUAAUUAAAUAAAUAUUUCUCACCCUGGGUAACAUUAAUGCCAUCCAGUGCAUUAAAAAAAUAGUGAGGUUCGCAUACAACUUGUUGCUGUAGUGACAUAUAUUGAGGUUAGAGGCACGUUUCCCAUCUUGCCUUAGGCCUUGUGGUGAACAUUAGCAAGCUUAUUAAAUGGACAUUCCAAAACCUAUAGUUACUAAUUUGCAAUAUGUAGAGAAUGUUGGUAUAAAAUUAUGUGGUAUAAAAUUCUACUUCUAUUCCCUGCCUCUCUGAGGUUAUUCUUUUUUUAUCAGACGGGCAGCAGGGACUUAUAUUUUAGAAUGUCCAGAAAGAGGGCAUGAUCAGUCAAAAAGGGGCAUAUUUCUUGGCUUGGGCCAAAACUAGCUACAAGUGUGUCCUUUUCUCAUGCCAAUUAACUCUCAGAGCCGGGAUCUAAGGUCCGAACACAGAACAUUUACAAAUAGUGUAAUAUGAACAUUUAGUGUAUUUACAAGUAGUGGUUAAAUAAUUUAAAAAAAAAGAUUAAUUAUUUUUCAUUGUGUUAAAUCCUAGUAAUUAAAUAAGAAUAAAUGCAAAUGUAAACAUGCAAAGCCUAGGGUCAUAAUACUAUAGUUAAAGUCAGAAGGAGAUAGUAGAGUAAUUUUCAAUAAUAGUCCGUAUCAGCAAACAAAACCACUAUUCAAGAUGUUGUUGGUAUCGGCCUGUCCUGGGGUGUGCCUCUGUAAAUCUGUCUGCAUGCGCGCUUUAGGGUGGGGGAAUUUGUGUCAUUCGGGGGUCAAUGUAUGGUCCACAUGAUUUUUACAUCAGUAGCAUACACUUUGUGUGUCCUGGAUGGUAUUUCUUUGAAUGCAACAGAGCCUGACGUUCAAUUGGCCACAGUGCUUUGUUACUAUAUUACUAGGCAGAAGAAUUGUCAUGAAUAUAAAUUACUAAAUAUAAAUGGGAAAUUGUAUAUUUAGAGCAGAAGUAGCAAUUAGAAGAGUUGAAUAUCUUAUAAAGUGUGUCCUCUCAGGACUCCAUGUUUGGUAGCUGAAGGUCCUCAGCCUUGUUUGACAAAUCUGUUUUCUUUUUUUUUGUAUAUACAUUGUAAUGUGACUUUCAAUUUGUUGCUAUGCCCUGUAUAAAUUGUGCAGAAUGGAGUUUGAUCUUAAAAUCCACUGCCCCGCAGGACAAUAUCUCCUGGUUAGUGAUUGAACCAUUUAGGCAUUAGCCGUUGAGUUUGUGUAGCCAGCCGGUAUAUGCUGAUAACCGAAGAAAUUGUUUCACUGAUAUUGCAGCAGGUAACUAAACAAUUUUACAUGGUAUUGCAUAAAAUAAGGAACCCAAGCUGUAAGUGUUCUCAAUUAAUAAUAUAGUGGUGAGGAGCCAGUAUAGUGUCAUAGGGGGCUUUGUAAAUAAUGAAAUAUUUUCAAUGUAUAUUUUGUUAAAGUAUAAAAAACAAAGCCUUGUAUGACUAACAGUCUACCCUGUUAUGUUGUAAAUAAAUUAUUAGGGUUACUUACUAAAGAGAGAAUUCAUAGUGAACUUAAGGUCAAAAUAUCCAAAUUUGAAAUAUUUUCUAAGUCAGCUAUGCUCUCGGUUUGGUUACUCUGGCUUCAAAGUUGAAAUUCACUUUGAAUUGUCACUUCAGUAAAUAACCCUGUAUGUGUUGAUCUAGGAUUUCGCGAUCUUCUUUUUCCUUCUCUCCUACUGAUAAACGAGAUCCAUUUGAUGUCCCUCUAUUCUGGCUCAUUGGGGGCUCAUAAUAGCAAAUAGCCAUUUGCAGCCAGUUAGCGUUGAGGCUGUUGAUGUCACUGUAGUUUAGGAAAUGUUUCUUUAGAAGGAAAUGAAGAUUCAAUUCUUCUUUAAGGGACACAUUUUGGAAAUUCUCACUUUUGUAUUUUUUUUUCUGUUUUGUUUAAAGGACCACUAUAGUGCCAGGAAAACAUACUCGUUUUCCUGGCACUAUAGUGCCCUGAGGGUGCCUCCACCCUCAGGGUCCCCCUCCCGCCCGGCUCUGGAAGGGCGAAAGGGGUUAAAACUUACCUUUUUCCAGCGCUGGGCGGAGAGCUCUCCUCCUUCUCUCCUCCUCCGUUCCGCCCCGUCGGCUGAAUGCGCACGCGCGGCAAGAGCUGCGCGCGCAUUCAGCCGGUCACAUAGGAAAGCAUUCAUAAUGCUUUCCUAUGGACGCUGGCGUGCUCUCACUGUGAAAAUCACAGUGAGAAGCACGCAAGCGCUUCUAGUGGCUGUCAAUGAGACAGCCACUAGAGGAUUAGGGGGAAGGCUUAACCCAUUCAUAAUUAUAGCAGUUUCUCUGAAACUGCUAUAAUUAUGAAAAAAUGGGUUAACCCUAGAAGGACCUGGCACCCAGACCACUUCAUUAAGCUGAAGUGGUCUGGGUGCCUAGAGUGGUCCUUUAAUCGUUUUUGACGCACUCUGAUGAUUAGGUUCAAUUGCCAUAUUUUAAAUAAUCAUGUUAAUCCUAUGGUGAUCACAUGAAAUAAGUCAUAGUAUUUUGUACAACUGCACUUUUAAUUAAUUGAUUUUUUAAAAUUAAUUAAGGCUGUACUACCUACACUUUUGUUUUCUUCUAAAUAUAGGUUUAAUAAUAAUAAUAAUAAUAAUAAUAAUCACAAUGAGUAUGUUUUUACCCUUAUACUAUGCUGUUUUUUGCAUUAUUAUUUAUUAUUUCUAUAAUGUUAAAAUAUUUAAGGGAUUUAUGUCUCGUUUCUGGGCCAGAGAAUGUUUAGUUGCUAAAACCAUCCAGAGCACACAAGGUUCCAGAGACAAAACUUACCAUAAUCUACAAGAGAUCCAUAAGGUACCAAAAUGUCUGUAUGGUGUAAAAUGGUUAAGGACGUUUUGUUUUACGAUAUAUUUAAUAACAUGCACCUGACUUGUUCAUCCAGAUUAUUUGAUUGUUCCCAUGUUUCAGAUAUUGUUGACAUGUUUAUAAUUUGUAUAGGAAAGAGGAAGUGGCUUAGAUAAGUCCCCAAAAUGCUCUUAUUGUAAUGAGCUCAACAGAAGGCUAAGAUAUAUAUGCUAUAAAAAAGAACUUUUAAAAUGCUCGCUGCAUUAGUUUAGCUUAUUAAAUGCCUGCAGUAGCAAUCAUAGAUUUUCACAUCACAGCACACACGGUUCAGCCAUUGUCGUGUGAAUUUGUUCUAAUUUAAAAAUAGAUAGUCAACUCGUUAAGGACUAAUUCUGGUAAUGAUUAAAUGCAUUCUUUUAGUAGGACAAUGCAUUUGUAAGUAAUUGUUAUAAUGUAUUACGCUAGUUGUUGUUUUUUAAGAAUAUAAUGCCUUUAAUUAAUGCCAAAUAAUAUACAAACAAAACUAGACUUUAAAAACUCACAAAACAAAAUAAAAAACACAAAAAUUUCAGAUGACUGGUAAAAAAAAAUUACUUUGAUUUGAGUCGUGUUCAAUGUAUCCAAAAUUUUGAAUGUCCUCUGAAUGUAAUUGGUAUCCUGUAUUGACUAUGACGCUAGCAUUUCUGUUUUAAUGCAAUGUUGUUUUUGUGUUUGAGUGAGCUUGCAGAUGUGUACAUGUUGCAAUAUUUUUAUUUGUGUUUUCACCAUGCUACCAUCAUCCCUCUGUACCUACUUUUUGGAUCCUGUAGCCCCAUGGGAAGCAGCCGAUAUGCCUCAUCAGAUGAUAUAAGCCAGUGUUCCUCCCAGCUGUCUGACGAUUUUGACCCAGAGAACUACAGCAUACAAGGCUCAGAGAUAGAAGAUGAAAGAGACAGAGACUCAUAUCACUCCUGCCACAGCUCAGUCAGCUACCAGAAGGACUCUCCAAAUUGGGACGAAGAAGAGGGCCCUGAAGAUUUUGGAGAAGAUGAAGAAGAAGUUGGUUACCCUGACAGAGGGGGGCACAUGUUUGACAGUGACGUAUACGAUGAUGAUGAAAUUCCGGUACAAGAAGAACAAAGACGUUUAAGUUAUGGGAAAGAGGAGGCAGGAUACUUAUCUGAAGGAAAGGCAAAGACCCCACCGGAAAUUCCAGUGGAGAAAGAAAAAACCCCAGAAGCUGUACCCGAAAAGAUUGAAAUUCAAGCAGUGCCUGAGGAGGAGGAGCCCUUAGCAGUUGAGAGGUGAGGGAUAAAAAUAAAAUUGUAUGUAAAGUAAAAUAUGAAAAGACAAAACAGUGAUUACAGUGCAAAAUGGAUAGAAUCAUAGAUGACACAACUUUAAAAAAAAAUGGUACUUUUCUACUGAGCAUUUUGGUAAAAUGGAGGCAUUAAUGGUAGAUAGAUUUAAGUUUAGGCAUUAAGAUACAUCUGGUGUAAGCACAAAUUGGGGCUAUUCACUGUGAAAGUUGGCAAGUGAAUUGCAAAUUUUUCCAAUUCAGCUAUUUUGGCGUAGAAUUUGCAGUUCCCUUGCCAAAUCUUUAUAAUACCUGAUUUAAUUCAUAAACUCCAUUGUUUUUGUAGAAAUGGGAAUGUUUAUAUAUAGAAACGUGUUUUGGAAGUUCGACUUUAUUAGUUAUAGUUUUAUUUGUUUGUUACAAUGAGAUCUUUGCAGCUGAACACAUUCCAAAUGCAAAUAUAUAACUAUAAAUUAAAAAAAAAAUUAAAACAAAAUCAGACAAGAUAAUUCUACACAUUUAGAAUUACUACUGAAAUCUAAUGUAGGGAAAUAAUAUUAUGUUUUAAUUCCAGUUAGUAAGAAAUUGUAAAGUUCAGAGGUAAAACAACAAAUAUAAUAAAUGUAUGUUUUAAAUUGAAAUGAAAAUAACUGAAUUUGUAGGGGUUGAAUUUACCUAAAUGUAAUGUAUAAAUUCAUUCAGUUACAGGGAAGAGAUCUCCAGCGCAGCGAGAGCAAAGGCUAAUUGGUUGAGGGCAUUCAACAAAGUGCAGUUGCAACUUCGAGAGGUACGUGAGAGAUCAAAGCAAUUAUAACCUUCCAGGUUUUCCAGUGAAGAUGAACAUGACAAAUAACUUGUAAUGAUGGUAUCUUCAUACUUCUAGUAUUCAUGAUUUGUUCCAAUUUUUACUAUUGUUCUAAAUCAUUUAUCUCAGUAAUACUAUUGGUUAUUAGGAUCAAUUAUGAAACCUGAUAGAAGCUAAAUGUAUCCUUCCUCAUUAAGUGACUUCAUAUUAUUAUUAUUAUAUUUAGUAUCAUUUAAUCUAUAUACUUUCCAUCAAUUAAUCUGUUCAGAAUUAAAGAAAGUGAUAAGACGAAGCCAAAUAUAUAGUGUAGGAUGAUGUCCUGACUUAAAAUAGGACCAAGUGAAAAUAAACUAAUAAAUAGAGGGCAAUCUUGGCUGGAAAAGAGUGCCAUAAAAACAGAGCAUCACUAAAGAAUUCAUGCACAGAAAACAUUGGGGGUUCAAGGGCAAACAGAGAACAUGAUCCAGAAUGGAAGGAGAAAUAUUGGGAGGGCUUGGUGUCCUCAACAUAUAGACAGUCAUGGUGUGCAAGAGUUAUUAUACUGUCAAAGUGACAAUGAAGAUUGAAGACAAAUGGUGAUACAUAAUAGAACCUUGAGUUACAUCGUCAGCAAGUUAGAACGUUAGAAAGUUAGAGCCUUCACUCAUAUUGUCUGCAUCUUAGAGAUGUAGAAGGUAGGAUAGGUAAGUAGAGAAAAAGCAGUGUCGUCAUGAACACCAAACGUAUGAAGGGUGAGAAGAAGGCAUGGGUGGUAAGUGUCAACAGUAGUAGUGGAAAAAAAGAAUUAGUAUAGAGUGGCAGGAGUUUGUUUGAUUUAUGUAGCCCUAAUUAAAUUAUUGAUCACUUGUAGUAAAAUUUGAAGAGUUGAAACCAGAAUGGAGAGAGUCAUAAAGAACACUGUAUUCAAGAAUUAUAGGGGGUUGUUAUAUAGACCAGCCUUUCAGGAAGAUUGGAUCGAACCUAACUUUUAAUUUCACUGUUAUCUAGGUGCUAUCUAAGUGUGCCGACUAUUCUAAAAUAAGUUUAUUUGAUUGGCUAACAGUAUGUAGGUUUUUCAUGUUUUAUCACGAAUGUUUAACCUUAAACCUGAUUCAUCAAGAAAACUUUGUCAAGUUUUUCUACUGGCUAGGUAAUGUCUUUCAGAUAUAUCUAUCCAGCACAAACCAUAAUUGAGAAGCAAUAGACUGCCCCCAGUCUUACAGCUGUCCGUCCCAACUGCCAGGCACGACGUUAUGUAUUUUAUCCUUCCAAUGCCAGUUGGUAAAUAUGAUUGCUUGCGGCAUUAAAUCAUUCCCAAGCCUCGUUCUACUAUUAGCAACCCUAGUUAAUCAAACCUUCACCCACUCACAUACACAUAUGCACAAUAAGGUUUUCUGGUUACCGUCUCGCCCUUCCUAACAGUUUGAUUGCUUGAGGAAAAGGGGGUACCUAGAAAUUGGGCAGCUCCUUGUUCUUAAAUGUGAGGGAAAAAAAAUACCAAGAACAACUGUCAAAUCUACUUUAGGGCAAAAGUGUCAUGCCCCCUACGCAUUUGGAGUAUGGGGAAAAAAAGGACAUUAUCACAGAUUUCCAUUGGUUUGUCAUUUUUCUUUCUUUUGAUUUACUUAUAUAUUUAUUUAUUUUUAUUUUCCAAAUCUUUUGCCUCUUUUAGUUAGUCCACUGGUGCUAAACGAGUGAGAAAACAUUUGUUUAGUCAAUUUGCAGUGAAAGAGUUUAAUAAGUUUAUAUUUUGGAGGUAAAUGAACAUUAAUCAACGUAGCCCAGAGUGGUAGAUCAAGCAACACUUUCAUUGGCUAUCAUUUAAGUGACCCAUUACUAUCAUUAUCCAUGCAAUCUUUAAUAACCUUUUUCAUGUUUUAUUAUAUCAUUGUACUUUUAAUUUGGUCAAGCACAAAGACUUUGGUUCUUUAUUAGCACGUGUUUGGUCUCCCAUAACAUGACAUUUUGACAUAAAAUCAGUAGAGCUUAGUCUCCGUGGGUUUCUUCAUAGUUUGUUGUGAGAUCCUGAUUGUGGGGUUAUUCAGUAAAUACUGAAGUAGUGACAUUGCUGCUGGGGGUUCGGUGUCCAUGAUGGGCAGGGAAAGCAGAGAUCUACUUACCUGAACCUGUCCCUGGUGUCCUCUUCCAUCUACCAUCCCGCGGGAUCCAACACAGAAAUAUUUAUUUCCCUAAAGUUAUCAAUGAUGACUGCUAUGGGAAAUAAUUUAGCUUCAUGAGUUAAACAAACCAGGAAGUAAAAUGACCAACCUUCUGAUUGACUGUCAGGGGAGGGUGUAACAAUAUUAAUAUAUAAAAGUUUAUUAAAAUACUCACUUUUUGUAAAAUGAAAUAAAAAAAGAGGUCACACUCUUUGCACAUCAAACACUUCAGCAAGCUAAAGUGCUUAAGUUGUGUUAAGUUGUGUAAAGUGUCCCUUUCGGUCAUCACUCAGUUACUUGGUAUUAUUAACCUUUAAAAUGAGUUGACUGCAGAUUAUUAAGCUCAAAAAGUUAUAUAUUUUUAAAGUUGGCUUAAUUACAUCCUUGAGGCGUAUCAGUACAUAAUAAAACAGUGGUAUUUUGUUUUGGUGCAUGUUAUUCCUACCAUUUUAUUUUACUGUCAUUAUCCCUGACUGCCAUUUUGUGUAAUUCAUAUUUAUUUUAAUUUUUUUAUUUUAAUUUUAUUUAUUUUUGUGUUAUAGUUUUGUGUCAUUCUGUGAUUUUUUUCAUUCAGAGCGGCAUGCCCUCUCCACCCCCUUCCUGCACACAUUAUCUUUCCAAACAUCAAUCUGCCUUGUAGGCAGAGACCAGAGAUAUUCAACCCAGGUAGGUGAGGAGUGUACGGCUUCUCUUGAGAUAUCUAUGUAGUGAACGUUAAUAUAAUGCACGGUGAUGUCAAGAUAAAACGAGUAAGAAAGGUAGUACAUAUAAAUAAAAAUGAAAAAACUAAAUAUGACAGGGCCGCUUUAAAGAAUUUCAGGAACGCUUUUGGAGAACAUUUUUUGGAGUCACUUUGGUAUCAAGAAAUUCAGUACAUAUUGUAUUAAUACUCCUGAGAUGCUCAGUUUCAAAGAAACUCAUCAGCAGCAGUCGUUUUCCAUCGUUUACUUGAGAAUAGACUUGGGCAUUUGUUUUCAGACAAAUAAGUUUUUGUUAAAAUAUUUUGCCAUUUCUUCUGGAAGACGAAUGGCCAAAUGCAAAACACAACUUAAAAAUAUGAAGAUCAAACUGCUUGUUGGACAAAAUGUAAUACAUGCAAUUCAUUUGUUUAAUUACAAGAAGUGAACAACCGACUCCAUUCUUUUAUUUGUAAUUAUUUACAAAUUGCUGGGGAGCUUUGCUGAUCAUCACUUUCUAAAUCACCCAUGCUCCCCCACAGACAGUGCCCAGAGAGGGAUUAAGUAAAUAAAGCCUAUGGGGGCCAUUAUGACCCCCAUGCUAGUAUAAUAGAGGUUAAAAUCCUGCCCCAGCCCGCUAUACCUAAUGUAUGGACAUGCCUGUUAAACAGCGAGCAGCCAGUGGUUGCCUGCUGUUAUAAAAGACUGGCCGGCUAUUGCUGCUUUUGAUGCCCAGUUGCUAAUCCAAUACAGGGGGCACCUGUUACAGGUUGAUAAAAUAAUAAAUCAGGGGGACAUGGCCAGUAAUUGGAGGCUAUUGUCCCCCCAGCCACCACCCAUUGGUGGCAGGUAGGUGCUAUAAAUAUAAUAACCCAGAGGAACUUAUUGUCCCUCCCAGCUCCCACAUAUUGUCUUCAGUUGGGGACUCAAAAUAUAAUAACUGUGGGGAUCUAUUGCCCCCUCUGGCACAAAGUGAUUUAUCUCCUAAAUGGCAGAGAAUUGAACAGUGAGACUGCAUGGACAUGAUCUAUACACUAAAACUGCUUCAAUAAGCUAAAGUUGUUUUGGUGACUAUAGUGUCCCUUUAAAUAUAUUAACAUGCAUGCUGGUCAGUGGUGGCAGGAGUAUGGUAAGUUUAUGCUUGAUAGGAUGUUGAUAGGUAUGUUAUAGAUCAAGGAGAGUAAAAAACAAGUCGCAAGAGAGUGCUGAGAUUGGACAACAGCUCAAUUAGCCUGCCCUUCUGUGGGUCCCCCCUUAGUUCACAAGCUAGUUUUAGCUCAUCUUGUGCCUUUACAGAGAGAACCAGGCCAUUUGCAUCUCAGACUGACUCCACCCAAAAGGGCAGUCAAGAUCUGAAAUACAGGCCGGCUCUCUCUGCACGAGAUACAGCAACCCCAGACUAUCGUUUCAGCCUUGUUAGGCAUCAUCAAUGAGGUAUAGCCAAUAUCUCUCUAGGCACCGUGAGCAAGGGUUCCACGUCUGGAUUAUCAUUUAAACUUAAUGCAUUAACUUGUCUCACCCCAAGUUAAAAGGGUAAUCCAGACAUGGACCUCAUGCUCACUGUGCCUUGAAGGAUAUCAGCUACACCUCACUGACCAGGCCAAAAAGAAGGACGAAACAAUCAUCUGGGGUUGCUGUAUCUCUCGUGCAGAGGGAACUUGCUGGCAUAUCGGAUCUGGACUGCCCGUACGGGUUGGACCAGUCUGAUAUGCUUCAGAUACUUUCUCUCUGUAAUAGCACAAGUGAGCAAAAAAUAUUUUGAGACCUGAGCGGGGAUGUACCGAAGGGCAAGCUAUUGAGUUUAUCUCUAAGCUCUUGUCCGUCCUCAGAGUUCUCAUUCUUUCUUUGUUAUGUUAUAGAUCAAGUGUGUAUUUUUUUUGUGUGUUACAUGACCAUGUGUAAUUUAUAUGCUGAUAACAUGUGUUUUUUUCUCUCUUAGGCAAGAGGAGAGGGGAGUGGACAGAUGUCCAAGUCUCUGUGGUUUAAAGAUGGGUAAGGAUGUUUGCCAGUCUCAUAAUAUGUUUAUUGUAGUAAAAUACUCACAGGGUUAAAGUGAAAAAUCAAAUUACAUUUCCAAAAUUUAAAGUCACUUUAAUUUCACACUUAAGUAAAUAACAUUGUAAAAAUGAGCAAUUAACAUUUUUAAAAAAUAAUCUUUCUGUCUCUAAAGUAUUUCUACCUCUUUUACAUGUUUCUGCUCAGUUCUGCUGAUUUUCCCUUUCUCCAUUUUUUUCGCUUUGUCUACAUCCCAUUGUACAGCGCUACGGAAUCUGAUGGCGCUAUAUAAAUAAUAAAAUAAUAGAAAUAAUAAUCAAGCUCCUAAUUUACAUAGUCCCUGAAAGGAUUUACGAUCUAGAUUCCUGUAAAUAAAGAGCAUUUUUUAUUUUAAAGAAACAAAAUAUAUAUAUAAAUGUGUUGCAGCAUGGACAGAGAAUGAGUGAGGCUGUAUUAGUAAUUUAACCUUGUGUGCUAUACAUCUGCUGCAAACUAAAAGGGUUAUUCCAAGCACCAUGACCACUUCAGUGAUUUAAAGUAUUCAUGGUGCUUGGCGCCUGUCUGCACAAUGUUUCGCUAUGAAACGCUGCACACACGGAAUUUAACCCCUCUGCUGUUGGAGGUGGCACUGUCAUUGUAUUGUCAUCAGCCAACCUGAAACUCGAGUUCCGGGCUGGCUAAUGUCAAUUCUUUCAUUGCAGAGAAUUGACAGUCGGCAGUUGCUAAAACCAGUACUGUAUUGGCGUGUAUAUAAAGAAGCAUAAAUUCUCAGAAUGAAAAUAUAAUUUUGCCUCUUUAUAAAUCACUGGUAAGACCGCACCUUGAAUGUGCUGUGCAAUAUUGGGCACCUGUUCUAAAGAAAGAUAGUAUGGCACUAAAAGGCAAGGAGGUGGGCUACAAAUUUAAUAAAAGGAAUGGAGCAUUUUGGCUACGAAGAAAGGUUAACAAAUUUAUUUCCUUUAGUUUGGAAAAACAGCACCUCAGAAGGUAUAUGAUAGCAUUAUACAAAUAUAUACGGGACCAAUACAAACCAUUGUGUGGAAAUCUAUUCACAAACAAGACUACGUAUAGGACACAAGGUCACGCAUUUAGACUGGAAGAAAGGAGAUUUAGUCUAAGGCAAAACAAAGGGUUUUUCACAGUAAGAACAAUAAGGAUGUGGAAAUAUCUGCUUGAAGAGGUGGUUUUAUCAGAGUCUGCCCAGAUGUUUAAACAGCAAUUGGCAAAAUACUUGCAGAAACAUAAUAUACAGGGAUAUACUUUUGAAUUAGUGCGUAACAGCUUGUUAAUCCAAGGAGAUAUCUGAUUGCCAUUCUGGGGCCAAGAAUUAUUUUUUUCCUAGUUUGUAGCAAAAUUGAAAGUGCUUCAGACUAGGUAUUUUGCCUGAUUUUGGAUAAAAACAAAUGUGAAAAAGGCUGAACUAGAUGUGCACAUGUCUCUUUUCAGCCUUGUUAAUAUGUGGUAAUGGUAGUGGUUAUUAUGCUUGGAAAGACCCUUUAAAGAUUGAAGUGAAGACAACAGCCUGACCUGGUUCAUGAUAUAUCCAGUCUUGACUUCCUAAAUGUUUGUCUUGUAGUCAUCUUGUACGUCUGAAUGUUCUUAAUGCCAUAUGGACAUUAUAAUAUCAUACUCUGGAUUCUAAACUAGAUUUGGGCUUUUAUUCCUAGGCAUACAAUUAUCAAUCAAAACACAUCUAAGUCAUUAUUUAUUUUCUUUUUCAUUUGAGGUAGGAUAGAUAGAUAGAUAGAUAAAUUUGCUUUGUUUAUUUGUAAUAUUAUUCAAUAUGCUUCUUUGCUUUGAUUUUCUAUAAUCUUUCUCAUCUGUGCUUAUGUGUGUUUGUAUACUUUUAGGCCUGCUGGUGGCCUCAUAAUUAUUGACAGUAUGCCAGAUAUACGGAAGAGGAAGCCAAUACCUUUGGUCAGUGAUUUGGUAAGUGUCAUUAACUGGACAUAGACAUCUAAAUGUGUCACAAACCUGCACUUAAUAUUAUACAUAGGGCUUUUUCAUUUUCAUAUGCACCAGUAUAUUUUACUAAUGCAGGAUUAUAAACACAUUUAAAUAGUCAGUGAUUUAGAUUGUAUUUUGCCUUUAUGCCUGAUCAAUAUUUGUACCCCACCUGUAUGUACUUUCAAUUACUAAGUCACUCCUAUACCCAUAUCGAUCUCCACCAAAUGCCAUUCACCAGGCAUAUUUAAUGUAUGGAGACCUCCUGUCCAACUUUGUCCAUUCCUGCAUGAAUUUAAAUCAUCACCAGCCACAUCUCACUACAACUUUGAUCCCAAAAGUGCUCCACAAUCCUGUACAUUUGCAGUUAUGUCUCCGUCUUUAUCAUGUCCCUUUCCACCUGUCAUCGGUUUUGUCCAUUGUAGUCAGUUUUAUGUUCUCUCCAUUUCCAUCUCACUGCAUCUAGCUUCUAAACAAUGUUUUCUGAAAUCAAGCCAAAUUAGUGUCUGCCUACAUUUAUGUCUCCUCCUCCCUCCUCCAAUCUCUGAGCAUUUGCCCAUUGCCAUGACUCUAUUCCCAGCCACAGUCAAGCAGGAAGAAGUACCACACCUGUGUCCAUGGACAACCAUGCCAUGUUCCCUCACAGCCAUGGCCCUUGUAUCUGUCCUUACCCCCAUGGAUCCAUGUCCUCGGCUAUGUCCACUACAAGCCAUGGCCUUCUCAUUAUUUAAUCCCUUGCUUGUUGAGUGCUCAUUUUGGAUUUCCUGUGACAUAGCAAGUGCCAUCACUUAAUGCAUAGAAAUGCCUUGAGACUGAUCUCCCCUGUGUAUUUGGUUAUGAGUUGGAGCUGCUUAGAGGGCCCACUUUGCUUUACGUCUAUGCUAUGCUAACACCUACACAAUCUUAUCUAUGCCAUUGUAUGAUAAGAGCACCUUUAAGUAAACUUGAUAAAGCAAUACACUUUGAUCUACUGUAAAGAUUUUCCACUGGUAAUCGCUGAUAACAACUGUCAUAUUGACCAUAAAAAUGUCAUAGCUAACUAUUUUGAAGAGCAUUAGGUAAGGAGAAAGCUCCCUACUUUGUUACAUUGUAUACUAUGGGCAAACUGAUUAUCUGAUGGUUUCUCUUUUGUUUUUUAUCCAAUGCCUUCAUGUUUUCUCCCAGGCAAUGGUAAGUACAGUAACAAUUAUUUAUCUUUGGGAGGGGUGUCAACUUAUCCUAGUUACCAACUUACCUGUAUGAAUCAAUGCUUUAAACCAUAUUGCAUUUUUGUAAUUGUAGUCCAUGUUAAUACUUGUGUUUCUCAAACAUCUAUGUCUCUCCUGAUAGCUAAAGAUACUUGGCCUUUUUAGAUUUGUGAAAAAAGUAGGUGGCCCUUGGGACGAUAAAUUCCUUUCAAAGUCUUUCCGUUUUGUUGUUAUAGUCCGAAGACCUUUUCUUAGCAUUCCGGCAGAGGGAGCCCCACAUAGCUAGGAACCUUUUAAUUUGUAGAGGGCGACUUCAUUAUUUCUUAUCCAUUAGUAUUUAUCAUGUGAUGCAUUCAUGCAAAGGUCCUGUGCCAGGGUGGGUUGAAUAUGACCCUACGCUCUUGUAUAAUCCGUAUAGUGUAAUCUGUACACAUUGCACGUCUGUUACUAACUCAUAAAUUGCCUGUUACAGCCAAUCAGCCAGGAAACCACAAUUCUGGUUCAUUAAAGCUUACGGUGGUCCCUUUUAAAUUAUCUUAAAUCACAGAAGCCUACAUUGUCAAAAGUCUACAUCAUCUACAGACAGUUUAAUAUAAGAGUCUGAAACCUGUAGUGGUUGCUGUCAUGAAAGAAAUGAGUUGCAUGAUUUAUACUAAAAUAGUUGACUCACGUAAUAAUUUCUGGAUUUUUCUGUGACUUUAGUCUGCUGUUCUCAUUGUUCAGAAUAUGAAUAAUGGUGUCUUCUGGUAUUUAUACUUAAAUGUAUGUGAAUGUGUUUUUCAUUUUCUCUUUGCAAAAAUCUACAUUUUACUGGUACAUUGAUUCCGUCUCUUUUUCCCCUUAACACAUCUGUAUCCUGCUGUUGACACAACUAUUGUCUUUUUUUUCUGAAGUCCCUGGUCCAGUCGCGGAAAGCAGGGAUAACAUCUGCACUUGCAACAAGCACCUUAAACAAUGAAGAGCUAGUAAGUACUACCAUCUAAAUUGAAACGAUGUAUUAUAUAGGUAUUCGCCAAUAGUGGUGUAAAUGGGUUUAGGCAUAAUCUAAUCAUAGUGUGCUUUGUGACGCUUUUCAGAAAAACCAUGUUUACAAAAAGACCCUGCAAGCUUUAAUAUACCCGAUCUCCAGCACAACCCCCCACAACUUUGAAGUGUGGACUGCCACUACACCCACAUACUGCUAUGAAUGUGAGGGACUCCUGUGGGGCAUUGCCAGGCAGGGAAUGCGAUGUACAGAGUGUGGAGUCAAGUGCCACGAAAAGUGCCAGGACCUUCUGAAUGCCGACUGUCUACAGAGUAAGAUCGGCUCUUCCUGUUCCCCUCACUUGGCUGCAGUUACAAAAGCAUCACACUAAAAUAUUUCCUAAUAGUGACUAGAUAAUCUGUCUAGAUGUCCAUGCUAGAAACAUGUUUAAUUUACUAUCAGUGAAUUGUGUAUCCUUCAGUUGCAUCCAAUCAUCUUUAAAUUACCAAGUACUGCCAACUUUUUGAUCUGCUAGCAUUCCAUUCGAAAUUUUGUUAUUUUUGGUCUAUUCAAUAUGCAAUAAUCAUGAAUGUAGUCAGUUUAGAGUAUCUCAUCCCAACAUAUCUAUAGGUAGCGCAUUCUUGUUUCAUUCUCAAAAUCUCAUUGGUUUCUAAUAUCUGCUAUAAUUUCAUGUGUGCUGUACAUUUCUCAUAUACAGGUGGUCCUCACUUUGCGACCUACCUGUAUUGUGAAGGCUCGCACUUAAGACCAUCUCUAGCAUGGGGAUUCAAGUGAUUCCCCAUGUUAAAGAGCUGGUCUAUGUUCAGGGAAUCCCUCUAAUCUAUGUUCAGGAAAAUUUCCCCGAAUGUAGACAAGCACACCAGAACAGGGAAUCCCUCUAAUCUAUGUUCAGGGAAUUUUCCCUGAACGUAGACAAGCUCACCAGAACAGGGAAUCCCUCUAAUCUAUGUUCAGGGAAAUUUCCCCGAAUAUAGAUUUGAGGGAUUCCCUGCUCUGCCGCUUGUCUAUGUUCGGGGAAAUGUCCCUGAACAUAGACCUACACUGGUGCGCAUGCACCUCACUUACUGGCCAAUUCAUUUUACGACCGGGUCGUAAGAACAGAACCCGGUCAGUAUGUGAGGAACAUCUGUAUAUAGUAUGCCCAGGACAUACUUUAAAACAAGAGAAAUCUCAAUGUAUCCUUCCUGGUAAAUUAUUUUAUGAAUAGAUAAAAUAAGGAGGAACUGUUACGUCUCAGGACUUUCAAUGUUCUGGUUAUCAAUCCCCUAUAUUUAGCAAAUAUGUUUUGUAAGAUGUGAAAAAAAUUAAAUUAAAUGUAGAACUGUAAUGUUACUUGUUAAUAUACAUUUCAAAAGAAAAUGAAGCAUCACAUGAAAAAAAAGUCAACACAAGUUACUAAGUGAUUUUCAAUGUUUUAUUACAUAGAGACAUUUCCAAAGAAGUGGCAGUUCCACUUUGAUUGCGCUAUAAUUAUUUUCCAUUACAUCCGUAAUAAUUUUACUGAGUCACGAUGAGUACUACAUUUCUCAUUAUCUUUACAGGGGCAGCAGAAAAAAGCUCAAAGCAUGGGGCAGAAGAUCGAACACAGAAUAUAAUCAUGGUCUUGAAGGACCGCAUGAAGAUCAGAGAGAGAAACAAGCCAGAAAUAUUUGAGCUAAUCCAGGAAGUGUUUGGAGUUUUGAAGGCCACACAUGCUCAACAGAUCAAAGCGGUGAAACAGAGUGUGUUAGACGGCACCUCUAAAUGGUCAGCCAAGAUUAGCAUCACUGGUAAGGAGAGAGUUUUGCAGAGCAGAAAAGCGAGAGAAAAAAAUAGAAGUUAGUAUCAGAAAUGAAAAAGAGGCUAGGAGGUGAUACAGUUAGCGCUCUAAUAGCAAAUGGAAAAAAUUAAAAGUGCAAACACAAAUUUUUUUAUUGCACCAUAAUAAUUUUUUUUUCAGAGUGGAUAGAAAAAUUAGAAAGUAUGCAGGUGCUACUUUAUGUGUUAAACUACUGGGAAAUUUCCUUUACCCAUUUAACACAGAGUUAUGUUGUGUUACAGUGGUGUGUGCUCAAGGUUUGCAAGCCAAGGAUAAGACAGGUUCCAGUGAUCCAUAUGUUACUGUCCAGGUGGGAAAAACCAAGAAAAGAACGAAAACCAUCUACGGAAAUCUUAACCCUGUCUGGGAGGAGAAUUUCCACUUGUAAGUUUAUGGCACAAUGAUGAUGGUGGGUUUAGGAGUCUAACUCUACGUGGAUUAUCUGAAACGUCAGUGUUCGGAUGGAGGGUAUUAAAACCCCUCCAGUAUGCAGGCUGCAUGUACUGUAAUAACCUUUCUUCCUUCACCCAACAGCGAAUGCCACAACUCGUCAGACCGUAUUAAGGUUCGCGUAUGGGAUGAAGAUGAUGAUAUAAAAUCACGUGUAAAGCAGAGGUUCAAACGGGAGUCUGAUGACUUCCUAGGGCAGACAAUCAUUGAAGUUCGGACCCUGAGUGGAGAGAUGGAUGUGUGGUACAACCUAGGUGAGUAAGCACCGGUGAACACUGCUUGGCAGCUUUAAUGUACUGCUUACCAUUGUAAGGCCUCACUCAGCUUCUUUUAUAACUCCUCGAAGACAGAUGGCUUGUGAGCAUGGGUGUAGGACCCAGGUGGGAUGAAUUUUCCCUCACAGAAAAUCUAGUUGGGGGGUAUGAAAGAGGUAUACUCCCCCCAGUCUUGGUGAAGCUUUAAGAUAUAAAAAAAAUAAUAUGGUAAAAAGUUGGUUAUCUUACUCUACUAAUAGACUUGCUAGUGAUAAUAAACAAUUUUGCCUAUGGAAAACUGCAUGGAUUAAUGUAUUCUCUCUAAGUAGGGCUGGGAGUAUUAUGAAAGACUGCCCAACCCACUGCCCCCAAACCUCACCAAGAUUUUCUUUGGUUCUUAUGCCAAUGCAUGCGAGGACUGCCACAAUAUAAAGGGAUUUGUAAAUGCUCUGUCAGAAAAAAAGCUAAAUGCAGAAAUAAAUCUUCAUUUAUGUUCAGCUUUACUUUAUAGUUUUUGUGCACUGCAUUGGUAAAACUCUUUAUCUUUUAUUUUUCUUAGAUAAGCGCACAGACAAAUCUGCGGUAUCUGGUGCCAUCCGCCUGCAUAUCAGCGUGGAGAUAAAAGGAGAGGAGAAAGUGGCACCAUAUCAUGUACAAUAUACAUGUCUGCACGAGGUAGGCGCAUAUAAAUUGUACUCUUCUUGGUCUUCUCCUAUUGGCUCUUCAACUAUUAGUCCAACUGAAUUAAUCCAAUAAGUUGUUCUACGGGGUUUGACACAAAGUGUCUCUUGUUUACCCUUUACUCCCAUGUCAUUUUCUCAACCUCUCGUUCAGAACCUAUUCCAUUUCCUAACGGAUGUACAAAAUAAUGGAGUGGUGAAGAUUCCAGAUGCAAAAGGGGAUGACGCAUGGAAAGUUUACUUUGACGAGACUGCUCAGGAAAUUGUGGAUGAGUUUGCAAUGAGAUAUGGAGUGGAGUCCAUAUACCAAGCCAUGACGUAAGUUUUGGGGGAAGUUGGAGAAACGGAAAGUGAAAUUUUGGGACUAGGACCAGUGGAGAGACACAAUAUGUGUAGUGGGUGAUAAUCAAUAAGAGGGAGUAAAGAAUAAAGAAUUGCUUAAUUCAAGUAUGUAUAUGGAAUAAAGUAUUUUAUUUUUAUUUUAAUUUAAUGGCUAGAGAACGUGACUUGAAAGGAAAUCUUAACAUUCCUGGCAACUUUUUUCCUAGGUUUUGUUGUUUUAUUUCUUUGUAAUUUCCCUGCAAUUCUUUUUUAAUAUGCACUGUCUAAGACUAUUUAUCCUCGCUUUAUUUUCUGGAUCUCUGUCCAUCUCACUCUUGAUUUUCUCUUUUUCCCUGCAGUCAUUUUGCCUGCCUUUCUUCUAAGUAUAUGUGUCCUGGAGUACCAGCCGUGAUGAGCACCCUUCUUGCCAACAUUAAUGCCUACUAUGCCCACACCACAGCGUCCACAAACGUGUCUGCCUCAGAUCGCUUCUCUGCCUCCAACUUUGGAGUAAGUUAAGUUUUACUGUAAAAUUGAGACUAUAGACGAGUAAGAAGCACCCAGAACCAUGCUUUGCCGUCUGUGUUCUAAAAACUGAUAUAAUCCAUCAGAAUUUUUUAAUUUAUAUUCUGGUGUUAAAUGUAGUGCUCUAAACCCAUUUCUUGAGACAAAUUGAUAAUUUGGGGGAAUUGUAAACUCUGACCACAUAUGAUCCGUGUGAUAAUGAACAUGUGGAUAAGUACAGGUAGUGCACUGAUUCUGCUUACUAUGUUGUAUGGCUAUGCUAACUGAAGUCUGUUUUCUGUAUCAUUUUACAGAAGGAGAGAUUUGUGAAGCUGCUCGAUCAACUGCACAAUUCUUUGCGUAUUGAUUUAUCCAUGUACCGGGUAAGAAUGAACGUUUGUUUCCCGGGGAUUGAAAAGCUCCUCUUAUUUUUACCUCCUUAGAUAGAAACAAAGAAUGUGGCGGCAGAUAAGAACCAUUCGGCCCAUCUAGUCUGCCUAAUUUUCUAAAUACUUUCAUUAGUCCCUGGCCUUAUCUUAUAGUUAGGAUGGCCUUAUGCCUAUCCCACGCAUGCUUAAAUUCCUUUACUGUGUUAACCUCUACCACUUCAGCUGGAAAGCUAUUCCAUGCAUCCACUACCCUCUUAAGUGAUACUUCCUGAAAUAAUUUUUAAACCUUUGCCCCUCUAACUUAAGAAUAUGUCCUCUUGUUGUGGUAGUUUUUAUUCUUUUAAAUAUAGUCUCCUCCUUUAAUGUGUUGAUUACCUUUAUUUAUUUAAAUGUUUCUAUCAUAUCCCCCCGUCUCGUCUUUCCAAGCUAUACAUUUUAAAGGACCACUAUAGGCACCCAGACCACUUCAGCUUAGUGAGGUGGUCUAAGUGCCUGGUCCAGCUAGGUUUAACCCUUUUUUCUAUAAACAUAGCAGUUUCAGAGAAGCUGCUAUGUUUAUAAAUGGGUUAAUCCAGCCUCUAGUGGCUGUCUCAUUGACAGCCGCUAGAGGGCUUCCGCGCUUCUCACUGUGAUUUUCACAGUGAGAAGACGCCAGCGUCCAUAGGAAAGCAUUGUGAAUGCUUUCCUAUGGACUGGCUGAAUGCACGCGCAGCUCCUGCUGCGCAUUCAGCCGAAGAGGAGGAGAGGAGGCGGAGAGAAGGAGGAGAGCUCCCCGCCCGGCGCUGGAGGAAGAGGUACGUUUAACCCCUUCCUCCCCCCAGAGCCCGGCGGGAGGGGGACCCUGAGGGUGGGGGCACCCUCAGGGCACUAUAGUGCCAGGAAAAUGAGUAUGUUUUCCUGGCACUAUAGUAGUCCUUUAAGAUCUAACUAUCCUUUCGCAAUGUUCCGCAAUGUUUCAAAUAGAAAUGCCCAAAUAUAGCUCGCAUUAGCCACUGAAACUUACUUUAUUUUGCAGUUACACUAAAUUAUUAUGUUUACAAAUUCAUUAUAUCCUUUGAUCAUAUUACAUUAAUAGGGGGAGGAGAAUUCUUUUCAGGAUCUCAUAAUAAGAAGUCACAUAUACAAUAGACAUUUCACAUAUCUGAUGUCCACCGUGUCAUACUUCUGAGAUAAUAGCUCCACCUAUUUUGCAAUAUAAUACCAAUCAACAAGAGAAAAAUACUCGUAAUGUACUACAUGUUCAAUAUAUAUAUGUGUCCAACUCAUAAACGUGUUCUUAUGCACUUGUCUUAUAGAAUAAUUUCCCUGCUAGCAGCCCAGAGAGACUCCAAGACCUCAAAUCUACUGUUGAUCUUCUUACUAGUAUAACAUUCUUCAGGAUGAAGGUGAGAUGGAGAAUGAUGAUAGACACAAACACACUCACAAUAAAGGGAGGUAUGUGAUAGACAUGUAGAAUGAAUUAUUUGGGCCUCUGCUAAAUAUUGCUCAGUAAGUUGGUAGAAAUAAAUAAACAUGUUAAAAAAAAUCAAUACAUCGUACGAUACAGAUGGCUUAAUACUGAAUGUUCAUAAAGCCAGUAGACAGUAUAAGAUGUGGAAUGUGUAUGAAUGUUUUGGAAUGUUAGGGCUGAGGUGUGUGAAGUAGCUACAAAGUAUUUUCUGGAUACCUUCCCUCUCAGCCCUUGUUUUCUCUAAAUCAUAUUCUCUUCCCACUUAUCUUAUCAUCUGUUUUUCCGCUAUUACGGCCCACCUGUCUGUGUUCCUUCUCUAAAUGCUGUACUCUGUAUUUUUCUCAUACAUUGUUUUGUUUUUUUCAAAUUCCCCUUGCAGGUCCAAGAGUUGCAAAGUCCCCCGCGGGCCAGCCAAGUGGUGAAGGACUGCGUAAAAGCGUGUCUUAACUCUACUUAUGAAUACAUUUUCAAUAACUGUCACGAAUUAUAUAGUCGAGAAUAUCAAAGUGAUCCUGUAAGUGGUACAGCCUGAUAUUUACCAACACAUUUUCCAGAAUUGAGGCAGUAUAUUUUUUAUAAGAGUAUAUUCUUUUAAUUUGGGCCAAGUUUAUAUUAGCCUUUGUUUAUUUUCUAGACUCUCUUGGUGCUUUUAGAAUGAAUACAAUAACAGUUUUAAUACUAUGUUUCAUGUUUUGAAGGCAAAGAAAGGUGAAUUGCCUCCUGAUGAGCAAGGUCCAAGUAUCAAGAACCUGGAUUUUUGGUCCAAACUUAUCACAUUGAUUGUGUCCAUCAUAGAAGAAGAUAAAAAUUCAUAUACGCCAUGCCUGAAUCAGUAAGUGUCCUAACAGUUAUGUUGUAUGAAGAUAUUCUUCAAGGAGGCCUCAAUGGAUAAAAUACAAAAUAUCGGAGAUAUUGAAAAAUUAAAAAUUUGUAGGGAAACCAAAUAACACAAAUGUGUUAUCUAAAACAUACUGAUUGGGAAUUAUGUAAAAUAUGCAGAAAAUAUGAACCUUUUUAAUGGCAUUAUUUGUUAAGUAAAUAUAAGCCUGUACAGCAUUCCUUGUUCCACAAAAAUGAUCCCUUUAUUUAUAGUCCAUACACCUGGGUGGGAUUCUUUCUAUGGAAUAGGAAUGGUUAGACAUUCUUAUCUUUAUUGAUUUCCUUGUAUACAAGUCCAGCAAGCCUUUUAUACCCAUGGAGCACAUGUGGGAUGUACAGCUGGUGAGGGGAUAUAGAUUAGUGGGAUUUCACAGAACUGCUAAUUACCGGUGGUGUUAAAAAUAAUUUGCCGGGUCAACCAGGGUUCUCUCUCUAAUUGCAUCUAUACAUUCAACCAAUUUCAACCAAUAAAGAGAAAUAGAGAUAAAAUAAAGAUAUAAACUUAUAGUUCCUCUUUCUUGACUUGUCAGAUUUCAACCUUCUUGUCCCUUUUGUGGUUUUCGCAGUCUAACAAUCGUAUCUAUUUGACUAGGUUUCCACAGGAGCUAAAUGUUGGUAAGAUUAGUGCUGAAGUCAUGUGGAGUCUCUUUGCACAGGAUAUGAAAUAUGCCAUGGAAGGUAAGUUUGCUACACCACUUCUCCUACCCCUUUUCUCCCCCCCCCCUCCUAUGGAAUGCCCUUCCCCUCUCUGAUAGACUCUCACCCAAUGUUCACUCCUUCAUCUUUGAAAACUUACUUCUUUAGGAAGCAUAUCAAUUAAACUGUGAACAGCUUUCCCUCUCAGCACCCUGAUUCUUCUCCUGAAACUGUCAUCAAAACAAAACACUAAGCCCUCAAUGAAUACUAUCCUAGCAACCUACUUUUCUACCCUACCCUUACCUUUUGUAUCACAUUACCCCACUCCCUCUAGCAUGUUAGCUUAUUGAGCAGGGCCCUCAAUCUCUUUGUUCCUGUGUGUCUAACUUGUCUGGUUACAAAUACGUAUCUGUUAGUCCACCGAUUGUAAUUAUUAUUAUUAUUUAACCAGGAAAAGUAUACUUAGUUUAUUUAGUUUUCUCAUUAAGUCCUGAAUUGAUAUCAUACCUGCCCAAUAUGAAUUCUACAAAUAGCAGGUUAAUUUAUGGACUCCUCAUUGUCAUUGAGGUGUGAUAUACACGGUGAAAACAUACAGGGAUAUUCACUAAAGGGAGGAUUGCUGGGGAUUCAAAAUAAAUUCAAAUUUCAAAUUUAAGGCCAAAAUAGCCAAACUGGAAGCAUAUCUGUCUUUGCGGCAGUUUCCAAUUUAGUAGAAAAAAACCUGCAAGUGGAUAUGGAGGACCAGUUGUUAAUAACACAGAAAUUAUGUCCAACUCAUGUGCUUUCUUUAUAGUUGCAAUCCAUUUGCUGAUUUUGGCUGGACAGUUCAGAGAUUCCUAAUAACCCAUUAUUGCUAUGUCUCCUUUCCAUAGAGCAUGACAAGCAUCGCCUCUGUAAGAGCGCUGACUACAUGAACUUACACUUUAAAGUCAAGUGGCUGUACAAUGAAUAUGUUACUGAGCUUCCAUCGUUCAAGAGUAAAGUUCCAGAAUACCCAGCGUAAGUGACGUUUCGAUUAAAAAGAUUGAAAAACACUGUGGUAUGCCCAUGGUAUCUAAUCUGUGUACAGGUACAGGUUAUGCAUGUACUGACCGUUGUUUGUGGCAUAUGGGCAGCUUCUCCAGUGAUCAAGAACUGGUUGAGUUCUCUCAGCCAAUUCAGAUUCUUCCCCUGUUUUCAAUUAGAGUGCUGAGCAUAUUUGCAUAAACUUCAUUUAAGGGACAUGCAGCUCAGCUUUCCCAAUUUAACACAGCUCGGCCUUAUAAACUUACCUGCAGUAACUGUCUGAAAUGGUGUUGUAGUUGCAACAUCGUAACGUACAUGUGAAAAUGUACGUGUGACUCCAGCAUACAAUUAGCCUUUACUUUCUUGUCGAUUGACAUGCAUAUUUCUAACCAUUUAUAGCUGGUUUGAGCCAUUCGUUAUCCAGUGGUUGGAUGAGAAUGAAGAAGUGUCCCGAGACUUCCUACAUGGAGCCUUAGAGAGAGAUAAAAAAGAUGGGGUAAGAAGAUCUCACUUUGAAGCGGACACGAGCAAAUCCUAUGGAUCAUAUUUAUAAACAUAAUGCGUAACUUUGUUUUUUAAUUUGCUGGUUCAUUGUCAACAUAACGUAGAGCAUGAGUAUAUAAAUAUUGCUCCCAUCGACUCUUUUUCCAUCUUCUCCUGUAGUUCCAGCAGACCUCAGAACAUGCACUGUUUUCCUGCUCUGUGGUGGAUGUCUUCUCACAACUUAACCAGAGUUUCGAAAUCAUUAAGAAGCUAGAAUGCCCAGACCCACAGAUUGUGGGACAUUACAUGCGCAGAUUUGCAAAGGUAAUAAUGACUACGUUCGUUUGUUGCUUCCUUUUUUUAUUGUUUGUUGUUUUUGUUUUUCUUCUAAAUCAUCAGGUUCAGUACCUGUUAGUGUUUAUUUUAGUUUUUACUCACUUUUACGUAAUACAAACAAACAAACAAACAUACCAAAUAUGAGAGAAAAUAGCCAUAUACAUGUAGGUGAACUUAUGCCAUGUAUGUAUUUUAUGUUUUAAUUAGUAUUGUUUACUAAAUCAUUAUCCAUUACUAUAGAAACACUUUGUGGUUGGGAGAUAAAACCAUGUAUAUGUUUUGGUCUUUACGGCAGCACCAUUGCAUGGAUAUACAUGUUCUGGGUAUACCCCCAAUUCCCAUUUUUUUCUUGGGAAAUAAAAACAGAACUUGAAAUGUGAUCCUGUGGGUACCUUGCUGGGCCACUUCAUGGGAGGAAUCUCCUACUUACGUGCAAUCCCUUUGUUUUUUGUUUUUUAUUCUUGUUUGUAGGGAUUUUAUUGCCCUUAUGAAGCUUACAAACCCAGACCUGCUUAAAUUGAAUGUCUCUCGAUACUGCAAUGCAUUGGUCUACUGAAAGUUGGAAAAAGUACAUAAAAUUUAAAAGCUUGUUGUAAUAUUUAGGCCUAACAUUUGCAAACCAUUGGUUAAUUUCUGACAACUCACAGCUUAGUGUAUAAUUUGGCUGUAUAUGUCUUUUUUACAUAGCUCACUAUUAGCUAUUUUUUAUAUCACUUAACCAUGUUGUUUUGUUGUACUAUAUAUUUGUUUAUUUAUUUUUUUAUAACCUACUAAAUGUCUUUCUAUUGAGUUCACAUUCUUUCACUUUUCACUACCUUGGCCAAUUAGUACAUCACGAUAUUUACUUUGCCUAUAAGAUUUCAGGAUUCAAUUUUUUUUUUUAAAGCUUUAUAUUUUAAAGUGCCCAAUUGAUUUAUAAAAAGCUUUGACGAUGGAUGUGACUAACUAGCGUACACUACAGAUCUGUGUGACACAUACUAGAUGUGGUUUUUGUUUUUGUUUUGCAUUUUAACUGUCUCUCUCUUUCUCUCUCUAAUUUCUUGCUAUUUGCAGACAAUCAGUAACAUUCUUCUACAGUACGCUGAAAUAAUCUCCAAAGACUUUGCUUCAUACUGCUCCAAAGAUAAAAAAGAAGAGAAAGUGGUGAUGUAUCUACUUUAUAGCUUGUAUUUAAUUUGCAAAUCUCGUGUUUUACAGAUUCCAAGUAACAAACACCUAUUUUUACCUAAAAAAAAAAGUAUUGUUACAGGCAAACUUUGCACAGUUGUUUCUGGGGAUAUAUAUUGUUUCAUACUGUUUAUUUUCCCUGUGUUAUAAGUGAUCAAUAAGCAACAUGCGCCAGUGAACAUAUUAUAAGAGUUUGUUUUAUUCAGCAUUGAUAGCUGAUACAAAUUAUUUACUAACUUACACUGGUAGCUGUUAGUCUGAGCAUUCCUUUAAUAAGGGCAAGUUUUCUUAUAUGGCUUGUUGUGUUUUAUUUAGAGCACCUCUUUUUUAGGGAUGUCAUGGAAGAUUAAACCAUAAAGGGUCAACAUUUUGCCAUCAUCACAGACUGGUCCCUUUUAAAUGUCUGGAAUACCUUGUAUAUUUAGCAUUAGUACCUCUAUACGGCCAUACAGUUGACUACUGAGUUGGUCUUUCCAUGUUUGAAUAUGAUACCAUCCCCAUUUAGGACAAGAGAAUAGAGAAAAACUGUAAUAUCAUGAGUCUUGAUGAUGGGGUUGAAUACCAGUUUAUUAUGAUGGCAUAUAUUGUCACUGGUCCUUCAAGGGACGCUAUAUGCACUCAGGCCACUUCAGCUCAGUGAAGUGGUGUAGGUGCAUAUGCCCAGGUCCCUUGACCCUGCAAAGGUAAUUAUUGCAGUUUAAAAAAAAAAACUGUAAUAAAUACCUUUGUGGGUUAACUCCAACUCUACAGGCCACUAGAGCCACUAGAGGGACUUCAUGGCUUUGAUCACAGUCUGUAAUUUGGUAAAUCAAUCAUUAUGCUAACCUCUGCUAUGAAGAAAGUCAGGUCCAGGCACUCGGAAUAUUGCAAAAAGCAGAUUUAUUGGAACAAAGAGCAAUGUUUUAGCCUGCACAUUUGUGCUCCUUUUUUGCAAUAAAUCUGCUUUUUGCAAUAUCCUAAAUGCCUGGACCUGACUUUCUUCAUAUCUGCUAAAUUGGGAUUUGCCAACCCUGGGGAUGGAGGACCUGGAUUGUAUGCGACAGUGCGGGGCCUUUUUGUGUAUACUACUAAACCUCUGCUAUGAGACAUUAAAGAUGACAAUGCCCAUCAAAAUGGCUCAGUUACGACACUUUUAUUCAACAUUGACAUUGUGCCACAUCUCUUACAUUAAGAAGCCAAGCUUAGGCGAUCACAUUUAUUAACACAUAAACAGGACCAUUAAACAUCCAAGAGAACUUGGCAUGUCACUGAAAACACAUUUCUGAUGUUUCAACUAAUUAGCCAACACCUUGAAAUUCGGAAACGUUUUGCACUCGAGAAGAACAAACACCUCCCCCGAGUCGAUGACAUACGGAAGCAACAACACAAAACUCAUAAUAACAAAUCCUGGAUAAACAAUUAGAACAAAUAAAGUUUAAAUAAGCUUUUUUACACAAUAGGGAACUUAAAAACACAAAAAAAUGCAUGUACAGUAAACACAACAUUUCCAUUUUGAAUAUCCUUAAAGAAAUAUUUGAUAUAGCUUUAGAGCUCUGUGAUAUUCUAAUCUGCACACCACUGUGAGUUUUAAUGGGGAGGAGCUCUGUGAUACACUCAUACAGACUGCACAUUACUGUAAGAUUUAUUGUUGUGGAAUUCUGUGAUAAACUGAUGCACAGCGGGGCUUUCUUUCCGCUGUGCAGCUCUGUAAUACAUUCAUACACACCGCAUAUUACAGGUCAAAGUAAUGUGCAAAACCCAGACCUCCAAAGCAAUGCCGAUCACAGAAUUUUGUAUCAUGGAUGAGUAUCACGAAGUUCCAAACCACUAAUCUUUGUGUUUGUACACGGUACUCUGUGUAAAUGUAGUUUAUGCAAUGUUUAGGUAGUUGGGGGACACACAGCUAAAUACACCUUUGCCUGUGUAAACAAAAGACCUUGCAUCAGCUCUUAGCACAGUCGUAUCAGAAGUAUGGUUUAAUAUUUGUAAAAAACAGUAAUAACAUAGAUAAAGCUGACGUUAUACUUUUUUACGUUAACACUAUACUUUUUAAAAACAAAAAUUCUACAGCCAUGCAUCCUGAUGAAUAACAUUCAACAGCUACGGGUCCAACUGGAGAAGAUGUUUGAAGCAAUGGGUGGGAAGGAGGUAAGACCUCUACGUCUAAUUCGUCCAGUUCUCUCUAUUGUCAUUUUCAUUCACCUGUCACUCUCACCAUGUCUAUUUAAGAGCAGCCUAUUUAUUGGAACAUUUUACCAUGUUUAAACGCCCUCUAAAAUCAGGCUGGAACAUACAUUUAACGUAGUGACAGAGUUACACUGAAAAUAUAUACGAAUGUGUAAUAUGUCACACAAUUUCCAAAAUCAGCUGCCAUGUAGGUGAAACAAUUAUAAUACAACGGGAGUGAUGAAACCAUUAAAACUGGUGGCACAUUAGUUCAUUUUUUUUUUUUUAUGUUAUAUAUGCUCAGCUCAUAGGCGUGAGAUCGGUAAAAUGCAAAAGAUACAAAAUAGACAUAGAAAUAAAGUUGUAAGAAAGGUAGAAAAUAGACAUAAGCAGACAUUAAAACACAUAUCCCGAAAAAUAAACCAUGAGCCAAGGGUUUUAUGAUUGGAUAAAGAGGAACUUUUCGAGGAUUUCCUACUAGGGUCUGGCCUCGUAUUGAGGCACUCUAAGCUAUGUUAAAUGUGCAUUAGCUAACACGGUGGGGUCUUGCGGGGUAAAGACCAUUUACGACCAGCCAUUACAUAGAGAAACAAAAACAAUCAUAAAUAACACAAACUAUUAGGAAAACAAAUAAAAUAUCUGAGGUGGCAUCCCGUUAGACCUCGUUGUCCUGCUGAGAGUGGCACAGGAGAGUAAUUUGGCUUUAGAACAACAGGUAGUAACCUGUGAAUGAUUACAUCUCUAAGUUACGUUAAACCAUGCCUCUGACUUAAAUCUAUUAGUGAGACGGGAAAGGAGGGAGAAUCUGGCUGAUAGCCAGGGCUCAUAUGGGCGAAAUAUGCCUGCCCAUGGACCUUAGUAUAAAAAGUAGAAACUAAAUGUUGAAAUUUUUCUAAAAUAGCCAAACAUCGAACCGCAUGGGACUUAAUUCCUUGGCAAGUGAAGUGUAACACCAACCGCAAGGCCCAAAGUUUCAGGUCACAUUCAUUAAUUUACUUUCCGUGUCCUACCUUUUUCUUUUUUUUACCUUGUUUCUUGUUUUGCCUCCUUAAGCUGGACCCAGAAACUAGCACCAUUCUAAAAGAUUUGCAGGUAAAACUCAACAAAGUCUUGGAUAAGCUGAGCAGUGUAUUUGCCACCAGGUGAGUGAAGAUAAGACUAUUAUAGUAUGUUCAUCAUGGAACAUUGAGUUCUUGUGUGCGAGUUCUGAUCUCUGUCUCGCUUUCUUUGUCUCUUUUCACCAAUGCUUCGUCCACUCCUCAAACUUACAGUUUCCAGCCACACAUUGAAGAGUGCGUGAAGCAGAUGGGGGAAAUACUCAGCCAGGUGAAGGGGACAGGCAACGUACCAGCCAGUAAUUGCAGCAGUGUCGCGCAAGAUGCAGACAAUGUGUUACAGCCGAUACUGGAUCCUUUGGACAGCAAGUGAGAAGGAUAUAUAUAUACUUGCUAGAGCAUGAUUUUACUGAGAGACACAUAUGAAAAAUAUAUUCAUUAGAAUGGAAUUGGUUAAAUGUCAGUAAUAGUGAUGUCCCGAACGGUUCGCAAACUUGUCAUCUAGUGGAAUUUUUAAAGUAGUAACAAGAUAAAUAUGUAACAAAACAGAUUGAGAAGUAAACAAGAUAAAUAUGUAACAAAACAGAUUGAGAAGUAACAAAAGGUUCCAGCAAUAUAAAAACUGACUACAGGCUUUAAAGGAACAUUGUAGGUACCAUAACUAUUUAAACAGGUUGAAGUACUUAUGGUGUCUACAUUUUGUGUCUAUAUGUUUUUCUUCAGAUGUCUAAAUUGUUUCUUCCGGAAAUGGAAGAAAGAUUACCAUUUGUAUUUUUUAUCUAUUAGUAUUUUUUGUGUUCAACUCGUCUGGUUACAAAUAUGUGUCUGUUUGUCCACCCAUUGUACAGCGCUGCGAUAUUUGUUGGCGCAUUAUAAAUAAUAAUAAUAAUCUAAUCCUACAAUGGAAUAUAUCCAGAAAAUAAAUUACUAUUUAGAUUUGUCAUAUCGUUCUCUGAAUGAAUGUUUGCGACUAUUACUGACUAGUGAUGUCCCAAACGGUUCGCCGAACGGUUCACCACGGACUCAUCAUUGAGUAAACUUUGACCCUGUACCUCACAGUCAGCAGACACAUUCCAGCCAAUCAGCAGCAGACCCUCCCUCCCAGACCCUCCCACCUCCUGGACAGCAUCCAUUUUCCAUUCAUUGUGAAGCUGCAUUCUUAGUGAGCUGUCCAGGAGGUGGGAGAGUCUGAGAGGAGAAUUCUACUGCUACUGAUAACUGGAAUAUCUGCUUAUUAACCAAUUUGGUCAAGAUUUCAAUAUUGAAGUCGUGAUACCGUUCGGCAGCUACGUUCAUCACCGAAUCGUAAUAAUAACAAACGAAACAUUAUGACAAAUCUAAAUAAUGGCCCCGGCCUACUGGAUACCCGUGAAUUAGGUAAUGACCAGCCGGUACCAAUAGCAACACUCACUGGCGUAUAGGCAGACGCGCCGGUAGCCAGUUAGCACAAACUCCAGCAGGCUAAAAAAACUGCAAUGGCAUUUCACGACUGGCUGGUAUCUGGCGCAGGCGCAAAAUAGCCAGGCACCAUAAGCCAAGCCUGUUUAAACUGUUCACUGCCACCAGCAAUCAAUUUUGCUGGAACGCUUUUGACCUGUCUGUUUUAUUACAUAUUGUUAAUUGAUGAUUAAAACUAGUAUUUUAAUUCCUAAUGAAUAGAAAGGGGUUAAAACUUUAGACUAAGAUGGGCGAGAAAUUCUUGAUACUGGAAUAAUAAUUGGAUAAUGGAAAAUAUGCAGUUGUACAAUUUAAAUUGCUUUCUUGUUUUUUCCUUUUACUCGAUGAGUAUUCUUUUUUUUUUUUCGUUUCAGCCUGACCCUAUUUGCUAAGAUUUGUGAGAAGACUGUACUGAAACGUGUUCUGAAGGAGCUCUGGAAGCUUGUGAUGAAUACUAUGGAAAAAAUUAUUGUUCUUCCUCCACUGACAGACCAGACGGUGAGUCUUUACUAGAAACACACGUUCAGUCUACUGUGGAGGUCCAUCCUAGCAGCUGGAGAAGAGACAAAUGUAGAGCUUAGAUAUACAGAUUGAGAUCUUCCUGUCCAUUGCACUUUUUACAAAAUACAAAAAAAAGUCAAUGUUUCUGUGCUAGUAUAGCUUUAAUUUAGACAUAACUUGGUCUUUUUUUCUUUUUCCUGUGCCAUUCAGGCACUAUUUCUAAUGUUACUGAAACCAUCAGAUAUUGCCAGGUGGUGGAACUUCAGUAUACCACACCACAGAGGCCUUAACCCCUUAAGGACCAAACUUCUGGAAUAAAAGGGAAUCAUGACAUGUCACACAUGUCAUGUGUCCUUAAGGGGUUAAAGGGAUACUGCAAACACCAUGACUACUUCAGCGAUUUGAAGUGGUCAUGGUACCUGGAGUCUGAAUGUGCAGCGUUUCAGUAGGAAAAGCUGCACACACGGAGUUCAACCUGCCUGCUAGUGUAACUCCACCUCUUGCAGCGUCAUUGGGGUGUCAUCAGUCAGCCUGGAACUAGCGUUCCAGACUGGCUAACGUCAAUUCUGUGCAUAUUUAAUUCAGCAGGUUGUAGUGGUUAUGCAGUAACUCUUUAAUGACAAUUCUACCUUGGUUCUAGCUUGCAAUAGGAGGAACAGAAAGCAAUCUUGCCACUUUCUGACCACUUAUUCCCAUUUCCUACAUAAACCACAUCUUUGCACUCUCUCUGAUCAGGCAGCCUAUAUCUCAAUAUAGUCUUAUUUUUAGGCUUUUGCUACCUCCUUCCAUUUCUUAUAAGAUGAUUUAAAUCAAAGGAGACCAGAAUUAGGAAUGUUCCUCAAGUUCCUUCUGACAUCAGAAUUUGUGCACUUUCAGAGUUAUCAUCACAUUAGAGUUGCUAAAAAAAAAAAAAGUCUUCCUGCAAAAAUGAAAUAUAGUAAAUGUUACAGUUUGUGGGUUUAGCACAAAUGAGCUUUUUCGUAUUCAUGCUGUGUGUAAUAAAUGUAGGGUUUCUUGUUGUGUUGCGACAAUGGGUAACUCCCUCUUUUCCACCUUGACUUUUUUGACCCUGAAAUGUACAAUCACCUGCUCAGUUUUCCAAAAUUAAGUUUUUUUAGAGAAUAAUGUCAAUGUCUCCUUCUAAGGAUAAUUCCCAUUACUGUAUUUGGCAUUAUUUUAACAACCUUCUAUGCAUAAUAUUGCUAUUCCUUUACAUUUAAUAUAUGGACAGCUUAGACGUCUCAACUUUUUCUUUCAAUUUAUCUGCUUGACAUUGGUGUAGGAGUAUAGGGAGAAGAAUAAAACUAUAUUUAGUUUUAUUGUUCUUGCGAUUGCAUUAUAUUCCCUUGCUUGUGUUUUUAUUUGUUACAUAAUAUUAAUUUUGUAUCUUUUAUAUAUACUUUAAGAAUUGCUAUAUUAUUUUUUUAGAGGAAGUAUAUUUAUUCUCAUUGUGUGUACUUAGAUUUAACCACUUAAUGAGUUAUUUUCAUACAAGCUACUACCCUUUGUUAUUAGGUUUAUUAACCCAGGAUCUAAUGUUUUCUAAAGGUUCAUGAGAACCUGCUAGCACAAGGCUUUCCGGUUUUAACAUUAGGAACCGAGAUAAACUAAUGCAUAUGGACUAUUGUAGUGUGAGAACCCUGUAUGGUAAAGAUGGUUUAGCCUUGUGCGAGCUCUCACUGCUAUAAACUGUAUUGUGGCCAACCUUCCAGUCCGUAACCUUACCCACUAGGUACUAUACAUUCUUAAAUAUUAUGACGAAUACAGUCUCUUUUAUUGUGCUACAAAUUCUCUCUGUACACAGCACAAUGGCUUAAAAAUUAUUGAUAAAAAAAGUUGCUACGCUUUAUAUACCCAUCAGUACACUUUAGGUGUCAAAUGUGUCACGUUCCUUAACACUAUCAAAACUAUGAAUGUGUUGUCUAGAAAUGGAUGUGAAUAGCUGUGUCCAUGUGUGUUACUACAGUAUGUCUGUCUUUGGUUCAGUUAUGUAAGACUAGCCAGGGUUCCGGACAGGCAGCUAUGAAUCAGCAACAGUAGUUUAACAGUGGAUUAGGUCAGGCAACUUUGGUUUGGUAAUGUUAGACUAGCCAAGGCUCAGGAGCAGAGAAAAUUAUCUACUUUUAACAGUCAAUAUAAAAAUGUCACUGUUCAUUAUAUCCACACUAUAAUGAUGGGAAAAUGUAGUGCCAUUAUGUUUCUGUUGAUAAUGCUGUCACAGAGUGGGCUUUAUCCUGUGAACUUCCUAAGCCUAAACACCCACUAUCCUUAAGUCCCUCCUAUCCUCUAGACCAAGCAUAGGCAACCUUCGGCACUCCAGAUGUUUUGGACUACACCUCCCAUGAUGCUUUGCCAACAUUAUGGGUGUAAGAACAUUGUGAGGGAUGUAGUCCACAACAUCUGGAGUGCUAAAGGUUGCCUAUCCCUGCAUCUAGACCAAUCAUAAAAGAUUUCAAGGGAGGGCGUGGCUGAGCCACCAAGGAAGAUGGCUGCAUGAGCGUGUUACUCCUUCACAAUUCUCCUUGCCUACAGAGAUAAUGGGGAAGUCACAGAACACUCUGAGAGUUUAUUGAUUCCUGGAACCCAAAAUACCCGACCUGACCCCCUCCUUGCCCCAUCACCUGAUGACCAUGCCAGAACAGGGCUCAAGGUCUGACUUAGUGACUGGCCCGUCCUUGCCACACCCCUCCUAGAAAGAACAAGAUUACCCAGGGACUGCUGACUGGCUAGCCCUAGUAAGAGCCUUAUCCACAAAGGUCAACCUAAGAGAGGUGAACACAGUGUUCCAGACCUCCAUUAGGACUGACCUACAAUUUAUCUGGGAUGAUAUCCUUAGGCCUUAACGACUACGUGGGCAGCUGGAGGUGGACCAGUCAGCCAUGACAGAUACACUUGCUUGCCUGACAGAACUACUCCAAAAAAAGGCCCACCCCGUAGCGAACCUAGAUAAUAGGAGCCAUCACAGCAACUUACGCCUCAGUGGACUCCCUGAAGUGAAGACUUGCCAUCAAAACUGUGAGACACACUUAGAGAGAUAUUUAACAACCUACUGGGCGGAGAGUUUCAUACUCAGAUUGGAUUUGUGAGAGCCCAUAGGGCCCUAAGACCACGAAGCCCACCUGCUGACCCUCCAAAUGAUGUGAUUUGCUGCAUGGCCAACUACGUACUUAAGGAGAAGAUCUAGAAAUACCUUAGAUUUUACCUAGCAGGGCUUCACUCUUCAACCCUUUCCAGAUGUGUCUCUGGCAACACUAUGCUGCAGACGAACUCAUUCUGCUACUGCCCUCUUUUAACAUGUGCUGCACGGAUCCUCUGGACUUUUAAAUCCUGCAGAGCACAGGACAGGUGAUGGUGGCUCUUCCCCAGUGACUCUGGAGAUGCAGACUCCAGGCAUCGAGACCAGCUGGUACUCUGGCUCAAUCAUAGAGGUCGAAGAGUAGAGCCUCCCAAUCCCUUAUGCUUUUAGCUGUAUAUAGUUACUUUUUGCCAUUAUGUUCUCUAUACAUUUGCCUCCGUAUUGCAAUGUCUGGUUUUGCAUAGAAUGGGUAACGUAAUGUGAACACAGUCUAUAGAUAACCUUAUGUUCAAUUCCAGCUUUAAAUAGCUAAGUAUCUUCUCAUAUUUCCAUAAUAAUAGAAUGCCCGGGUUAGGAAACCUGGGUCUGCGAACCACAGAUACAUAGGUACAGGAGUUGCAAAAGAUGGGGGCGCAGUCAUAGUUUGCGAUUGUUUAUACAGUCAUUGACCUCGACAGACCAACAAAGUGUAAGGCUAAGCCCCAACCUGACCUCUCAAGCUAUAACAUCUAUAGUGGUCGUUAGAUACAUAGAGAUUAUAGAGCAGAACUACUAACUUUAUGUUUAAGUUAGGCUGUAUAUAGUUACAUUUUUCUAUAAUUGUUUUUAUAAUAAUGUGCACAGAUCACAAAAUUCGGGUUUGCAAACUAAAGGAAGAGAGGCCCACAUGAGGUAAAGAUGAGGGUUUUGAAACCCGAGACCCUGAUAGGUAAACGAAUGAGGAAUGAUAACCUUAAAACCUCCGCUGAUAAACAAUAAAAAUUAGAUGAGAUUAGAAAAUAAAAUUAUUGUAAUAAAGCUGUACAUUUCAAAGCAGCAUCAUUGCAGUGCUUUUAUUUUUAUUUUUUUUAAGCAUCAGUAUUUUCCGCAAACCUUUUACAUGCGAAAUGGAACAAGUAAUAAGUCGAAAACAAGGAUGAUCAGUGUAAGGUAAUCCGUAACCAUUUAUUAGAAACCACAAAGAUUUAUCAGAGUAUUCUCCACUCCCCACAAUAUCUUCAUCUUGAUUAUUAUUAUUAUUGCCUAUGGUUAUGUGGUUGGAUAUUAUGACUUUAUGAUAAAUAAUCCUUUUAUUUAUGUGUAGACCAGAUCAAAUGUACCAGAUCAAUUUUAUUUUUACAGAUUACACGUGUUGAUCAUUCAGACCUUGUCCUGUAUCUCAAGUGCCUUCCCAUUCAUAUUAGUUUGUUUUACUCAGUUUCUAUAUUGAAAUUGGUAAAAAGUUUAAGAAAAUAUAAUUUUAAUGGGACCAAUAGAUGGCUAAACUAUGGGGCCAGCCGUUGUUGAUGUUUGCAUAUUUUUUAAGAAACACGACUUGCAUUAUUAAGAUAAAGAAUGCACCAUUAAGUCCUAAGAAUUGGUAGUUCAGCAGUGAUGUCAAAUAGUGUUAGACAUGCACUCCAAACUAUUAUGGUCAGCCAUAUCCCUAAAACAUCUCUAAUACUAACCCUAACACACAUUAAAGGGGCAUUCCAGACCCCUAAAGCACUUCAGCUUGCUAUAGUUCAUCAUGUGUGACGAGCGCAUCCUCUUUUUUUCAUUUUACAAACAGUGCAGGUUUCGAUAGAAAUUGAGGCUUUUAUAAAUUAACCUUGUUACACCCCCUUGGCUGUCAAUCAGACAAUAUGUUCAGUUACUUCCUGGUUUAGUUAGCUCAGUGGAGCUAAACUCAAGAGGCAGCAAUUGCCAUUUAAAUAGAAAAGAGUUAUUUAAAAACAUAUAUGAAACAAGACAAAACACUAGGUUUGAGUUUAAACAUGAUUGAAUGUAUUUCUGGUAAGAGCCUACAGGUUAAAAAAUGUUACUUAAUAAAAAAAAAAAAUCAAUAUUUUGUGAAUUUUGUAUUGCUGUGUUAAAAUUAUAAUUCAGAAUAGAUUAUUGGUGCAGUAUUCUUUACAUUUUGAUUGGGUGGUAUUGCAUUGAGAUCUGUUGACAAAAAGAAAAUAAUUUUCUAGUAGUAAAUGGCAAGACAGUUUUUUUUCCUUCUAAUUCCACGUUAGUCAGGUCUACUUGACACAGACACAGACUUAGUAGGAUCCCUAGCAUGUCAGUUAGAAAAAGCACUGUACAAUAUCAAGAGCGUAGAUAGCAGAGAUAACUGUAUCAAAAUAUAUAUAGAGCCCUAUAUAUAUGAUUGGGCUAGAAAAUUGUUCCUUUGCAUUGGCAGAGUUUAUAGGCGCAUGGAUAGUUGACAAUAAGCUAUUGGUAACACAUAACUCUGUGUAAUGAAUUCUGACUGUACUUUUCCUCCUCUGCUCACCGUCCAUGCAGAUGAUAGUAAGUAGUUAUCUUGUGUUUCUGUAUGGCCUCAGUUAGCUGGUCCUUGUCGUAUGUGAUUCUGCUCCUUGUUCUUACCUCUGCUCUGGUGGCCCCUUUUAUGUCUGUAUCAGCUGGCAACUGGUAUCUAUUGUACUGUCAACUUUGUCAGUGCUGGUGCAUGUGUUACUGCAUUUUGUAGCUAAAACACUUGUGGUUCUGUCCACUUUCAAUCCAUCCUUUCUACGCUAGUUCUUCCUUUAGAGAUAAAAAUUCUGUAUUCAAGCAUUAAAAUAGAAAAAUAUUUUGGGAUGCUCAGAUUUAAACAGAGCAUGAUGCAGUAUUGAGUCAUACAAUACUUAUACUUAGGUACUUUCUAAACUUAGACCAGACCCUUACGUCUAAUUUUGGAAAAGUCAAGAGAAACAAAACUGUUGCAAAAACCAUAAUUUCUAAAAAAAAAAUCUGUUUGUUCUUAUUAGCUGAAAUGUCAUUUCAUACAAUGACGUCCAACGUAUGCAGUGUUUACACGCUACAUAUACGUAUAUUUUGUUCAGGAAUAAAAACCCUUAUUUAAAAGUGAGUAAUUAGGUAAAUAAAUAUCACCAUUUACACAACACUAAGAUGAGGCAGUUGGAUGUAAAUCGUUUUCCAUGUGAGAGGUAAAUUAUUGUUGUAUUUAGUUCUAAGAAUAAGUAAAACAUGUGAUUUCCUUGUCACAGAUAAUCUCAAACUAGGAGCGUUUCAUGAUACAUUAAUCAUGUGUUGGUAGAUAGAGCUAGAUAGAUAUAGACAGAUAGAUAGGUAGGUAGAUAGAUAGAUAAUAGGUAGGUAGGUAGACAGACAGACACACAGACACACAGACAGACAGACAGAUAGAUAGAUAGAUAGAUAGAUAGAUAGAUAGAUAGAUAGAUAGAGUUUAGAAGGCAGAACUAUAUAAAAUUACAUUCUCAAAAGAAUUAUACAAAACAAUAAAAUUCUUGCAGCACCCGUUAUAUUCUGGUAAAGGGAUACAGGGGACUAAACAUUGAAUCAUUUAUUUAUAUAGAUAAAUAGCCUACAUCAGAAAUAGGUGUCCUUGCCUUUGUCAGCCUCCUGUGCCUUCUCUGCUGUUACUCCUUCUGUCUCCUUGCCCUGACACGCACGCUGUCUGUGUGACACGCUUACUUCAUUGUCUUGUCUUUAGUAUGGUCUAAUUGCCAGAUUUCACACUUAGUGUAACAGAAUAAAAAACAUUCUCUAUUACGCAUUCACACACUAUCUAAAGAAAAGCACUCUUUGUAUCCGUGCAUAGUAACCCUUUACUUGCAAUCAUGUAUCAAUAAAAAGAAAUUCACUCUACUCCUGUAUAUCUUCCAUUAUUGUUCUCAUACCGCCUGGGUGGACAUCCUCACCCUUCAAGCUCGUGUUUCUCAGUGCAUUGGUCUAUCAUUUACAUUUUAUAUUCUAUGCUUAAAACGCACUCCUCACAAGUGCAUAUUCAUUCACGCUUAUUCAACUAUGGGUACCCUCACCCAAAAUUUUUGGACAACAAGCCAUCUUCCUUCUUAACAAAUGUUCACACUUGCUGACAUACACUUGUGUGUCACACAUGUCCCGGAGCAGUGACCGACUCUGACGUGUUUCUGCAGGGAACGCUGCUGAGAAAACAUGGGAAGGGCCUAGAGAAGGUAAAUGUGUAUACAGACGCAUUCCCUGUGUGUAUUGCAAGAUUGAAGAGCGUUAAAUAGCUCGUCAAGUCAGCAGGGCACUGCAAGAGUCCAAACAGAGCACUGGAUAGACAUGAGCAUUCCAUGCAGUGUGGUUCUUUGCAGAGCACUGCAAACUAGAGCUAUUUAGAGUAGAAGAAAUGAGGAAACUUGAGAUGUGUGUGGGUUUUUAGCUGUCUGGUAUUGUGUAGUUUUGCACUGUCGAAACGAUAUGUUUAUAGUUUGUGUAAAUAUGAAUUUUGGUAUGUAUUUGUCUAGUGUGUGUGUGUGUGUGUGUGUGUAGUUGAGUAAUGUGCAUUUAAUCUUUGUAGUUUGUCUAAUAGUAGAGAUGUAUUUCACACCCACACUCAUAUUUUAAUCACGCAAUUCUCUCUCCAGAGCAGGGUGAAGCUGACGUACCAUGCAGAUGUAAGGACACUGUGUGUCUGUCUGUCUGUUUGUCUGUCUACCCUUGCUCCUCUUAUUCCUCCUAAAAACCCCAGUCCUAUCUCUGUGUCCAGUGUGACUCUCUCAGGUGUUUCCUGACUGUAUUCACUUUACUGGUGAUGUUUCUCCGUUGUUAAGGGAUUGUGUCUUGGUAGAUAGCAAGUUAACCUCACCUCCUUCAGUCUUGCAAUACAAAGACAUGGAAAUCUACCACUGAAAUAUACUGAAGGAUACAAUGUAGAGUAAAAAUUUAUUCUGUUUCCCCAGCCAUACAGUGUGAAACGGGUAUAGUCAAAUAUAGACAUCAGCUCCCACAAAGUGGACUAUAACUAGAUAUAAUCCCUCCUAGCACUGUUUAUGGUUGGCAAACAAGUGAUGGAGUUGUAUUCCAAUAAGAGCUGUAAGUCUGUUUUUGAUUACCUGGUUUAACAUAGGUUGAGUUGGGUUCUAGUUGACUUAAUGCACUCCAUUAUACACAGAUGCGCAGAGAGAGGCGGUGGUGUUAAAAUGAUUACAGAAAGCGUGCUAGUUAUAGAAUGGUCACAUGUUACAAAGGUCAAGAUUAAGUGGAAAACUACAACACAGAUUAGAAAAAUGAAUUGUCUUAAGAUGCUAUUUCCUUCCUGCACUGUCUUGUGUGUUGCUGUCUGUGUAAAAGUUUUGUCUUUAUAAAAAGGACAAAUGAUUAAUGUUCUCACAAAUGAAUGAAGAGAUUAUAUAUGGAUGGAAUGGAGCAAAUAGGAAUAUUGUGGGUGGAGAGAAGUUGCAUUGUAAGGAUUAGACUGAGACGUUCUACACCAGUUACAUAGUAAUCGAGAUUGAUAAAAAGAUUCAAGCCCGUCCAGUUCAAAUAAAUCCCAGUUUGAAGUGAUGACCAAUUAUGCCACAUAAAGGGUGGGAAAUCCUUUUUGUCUCCAUAAUGGCAAUCAGAUUUCUAGCUUAAAAACCUGCUCCAAAAAAAGUCAAGGCCUUGGAUAUAUAGAGUGACAGAAAUUAUAGUAGAGUCGAAUUAUACAGAACAUGGAGGCCUAUAAGGAACAAGGAGGACUAUAAGGCGCAACCAAUAUAGUGCAGGAAAAGUCAUUUGUGAAACAAUAUGCUUUAUAGAAAGUUUAUGUGUAGAUUGCAAAGAAUAAUAAGAUUAAUUUAUAUUGAGUUACAUAUAGAGAAAGUGAUAUAUAGACAUGGGACAUUUAUAUAUGUUUUACUCAAGAUAUUGAGUCUCAACCUUGGUGGGCUAGACAAAGAUACAGCAGAAGAUGACGUCCAUUGUUCUAGAUAAUCUAUAAAUAACAAACAUAUUAUGGAGAGGGGUUAUUUGGAGUAAUAAAAGUUGUAGAUAAAAAAUCUAUCCAGUAAUUACAGUAGUCACAGGGAAGAAAUAUACAGCACUCUAUAGUAUAGUUAGUAUAGUCAAAGUUUAUAAAAUACGGUGGUCUGAAAUGGGUAAUUUUGUGUUACUACAACCUAUCACAAAAUUAUGUAUUGUUUAUUAGGAUAAAUUAUAAAGAGGGGUUCUAUGGUGACGGAAUAAUUUUGGGAGGCCAUAUGAACAUGAGAUUUAUAUGGUUAGACUAUUUAAUUGUCUAAAAGUUUUCUUGAGGAAAAGCUAUUUGCUCCACACACAAAUUCCAUUAAGCCUGUUUUUGGAUUCCCAAGCAAAAUCUGUCUGUAUGUGAUUUGUAACAGUUUUGUAUGAAUCUGAUUUCUUACAGGGGUCCCAUCUCAUAAUGAAUGCUGCCAAUCAGCUGGGACAGCUAUCUAAACUCAAGGUAUGAGUGCAAUCGGUUUUCAUUAGUGUAUCACUUUCUUUCUAACCGUGUAAUGAAAUAAUCUUAAUGAAGCUAAUGGCACCCACCAACGGGUACUGUAGUAAUAUGAUGCGUUUGUGAUUUGGGUUUUCUUAUAGGAUCACAUGGUUAGGGAGGAGGCAAAGAGCCUGACACCAAAACAAUGUGCAGUGGUGGAGCUCGCCCUGGACACAAUUAAGGUAAUGAAGUGUGCCAUGGAACCUGUAAUGAAGGCACUUCAUACUUAGUAUACAGUAUAUCUAUUAUUUUCCACAUGUGACAAUGUGACUGUUUGUUUUGUGCAUAUUGCUCAUGUCAUCCUGAGACUUCCUAUAGUAAAUUAAAGGAAUUGCUACGUUUGUGGCUUUUAUGCAUCUCUAGUUAUAAUAUAUUUGUCUCACUAGAGUCCAUUCCUUUCAUGAUCAAGGAUAGCAGUCAUGUCAUCAAUCCACUUGGUCCUGGAGUACUAUUUUAUUUUGUUCUGUAGUUGGGGUUGUCAGAACCCCCUUUCUGUGUCAUUGGAAUUUAGUAUAAUUACUAUAUUAUACCUCAUUAUAUAGUUUAUACUACUAACACAAACAACCAGUUUUAUUGACUUUUGUGUGUCUAGAAUUACAUUACUCUUUGUUAUCUUUUGUGAGUACAGUUACUUAAACUAAACUCGUUCGUGUAUCGUAUACAUCACUAUCCAUUGUAUUGUCUUGUGUGUUUUUUUUUUUGUUUUUUUUCAGCAAUAUUUUCAUGCUGGAGGUGUUGGUCUCAAAAAAACAUUCCUUGAAAAGAGUCCAGCACUGCAAUCCCUACGCUAUGCACUGUCUCUAUACACACAGGCUACCGACACACUUAUCCAAACCUUCGUCCAAACACAGUCUGCUCAGGGUAAGGUCCUCUUAUCAUUCUCUGUUUAUAAUGUUGGUAUUAGUGAUCUCCGAUGUGUGUGAGUUUGGGAUCAGGGGAAAGAGUUAUGACAAUGUUAAAGGUAGGAAAUUAUGAAAAGAAAACAGAUUAAUUUGUGUGUGUGUGUGGGUGGGGGGGAGAAUUAAAAAUCCCCAAGAGGGCGCUUCUCUUUGUUUGACAUAAGUACGGCUGGUUGCUGCACCAGGGUAAGCAAAUUAAAAUUAAAAUGUGUGUUCGGUCCUUGAGACUAUCGAUUUUUAUAUGUAAGAUUAUAGAAGAAUCGACCAGCAACUAAAUUGAGCAAUGUAACAUACUUUCACUAUGUGAACAUGUUUGAGUUAAGUUUUUGAUGUUGUCCUCCUGUCAUGUCCAGCUCCGCAUGUCUAGUACAGUGUUGCAUUUUGGGCAGUGUUGUACUGAGUAUCACUGAGUAACUCCAGCAGACUCCUUCCCCCCUUUAAUAAUGGUACUUAUGUAAGUCACUAUAGCCAAUACGUUGCUAUAGGCUGGCUGCAUAAUGCUACAAAGCACAGGGCUUAAUCGCACUCUGUCAAAAAGAGAAAGCAGUUUGCAAAAUCAAGGUAUUUCGUUCACUAGAAAUAAGAGGUGAGGGAGUACAGAGUUUGAUCAGUUGGUGUAUGUGGGGCAUACCCUGUAAGUCUUAAAAGGUUAGAUUGUACACAUUUUGAAGUGUCAUUUAUGGGAACCGAUUUAAAAAAGUAGCACAUGGCACGUACGUUGUGAAUGGGCAUUAAAUCAUUCCUCCCUAUCAGUCUUCAUUGUAUUCACACACUCACACCUCCAUACUGAAACAACAGAGCGUUGAUUUAAUAGAGCCUUUUGCUAUUUGCUUUUAGUGUUGCAGAGGAUUUACUUAUGACAAACACUACUUACUAGCUGGUGUAUCUCUGCUGCUACUCAAGAAAAAAUAUGGCUUCGAUUUGGAGCAAAUUUGUUUCAUGGCAAUAAAGGUUGGGUCUAAACAUAAACCCAGUUUGGUAUCCUCAGUCCACGUGAAGACCAUCAGAUGCAGAGGUUCAGAGAUAUAUGCCAAGGUUUCUUGCCAAAAGUGGGUAACAAACAGAUGACCUAUUGCCACCCUCUUAAUUCCAUUUUUUUCUGUGAAGUGAGUUAAAUGUACUUUUCUGAUCUUGGCUUCAGCUGAAACAACCCAGCCGAGAUCCAUCAUUCUCUGCAGUUGAACACACACUACAUAUGGCCCUUGGUUGGUUUUCUAUGCCCCCUCCCACCACCACCACUACCACCGCCACUAGCAAUCUGCCAGCCUUUUGUUAUAUCCCAUUAUUUUCUUAAAAUGUCUAAUUCAAACAUUGAGAAGGUUGUGCAGCAAACCUCGUCAUGGAUGUUUGCAGAUAGAGCCAAACUGUCCACAAUUGGAUCACACGUUAAAUUGAGCCUUUAGUAGCUCUUUUUUGUUCAUUUGCCAUUCAAAUGUUCAAGUUCCAUUCCAACAUUGUAUGUGCGUGGGGAUAUAUUUUACAGAGCCAAUAACAAAUAGCAUUAUUUAAAGCCAUAUUGGGUCAGUAGAGCAAAAUUGGAAGAAACAAAGAUUCAGGAAGAAGUUAAUUAACAGUUGGUGAUGUGUGGGUGUGUUAUUGGAACAUUAUAACAGAAGAAAAUGCAAUGCACGAUUAGCUUCCAAAAAUAGAUCACUGUGAAUUGGGAAGUGGGGUAAAUGUAAAUGAAGUAGGUGUAAGAAACUAAAAACCAAAAAGAAGAAAAUAAAGUCUAUGACAGCUUCAACAGACCACGCUUGAGCACAUUCUAAAAGGUCUUGACCAGGCUUUGGAACAGGAAAGAUGCAUGCCUGGAGAGAUCAUUAGAGCAAUACAGAGAAGUUAAGCUGGAGGCUUAUUAACAUAUUAAUACAAGAAAACAUUCUAAACACCAAUAUAUUUAAUAUUUUAUAUGACCCAUCUCGACUUUCCUGAAUUCCAAGUUUAGUGAAUAAACUCCAUACAGUAACCACACAAGUUUCAUGCAAACCUGAAAAGAGUAUUUGCAGUAGAUUUGUGCACUCAGUUUGAAGCAAAUCCUGAUUCAAUUUUGGGCAACUAGCAGUUCAUACGAACUUCAAAACACCAAAUGGACAUAUCACAAAAGAAACUAACUGGGCAAUGGAAGAGCCAUUUUGUUUGUUUGGUGAUUCAGAAUUCUGUCUAUGGCUCCAGAAAAGCUGAGGUUGAAUAAAGAAGAGGUCAAUUUAUUUAGUUUGGCAUGACGGACAAGAGGACUGCUCAAUGAUGUUGGCUGUGUCUCCUAUCCAAUCAAGUGGUAGGAAAAUAAGAUGAAGAAUGGAAAAAAAGAUGAUUAAUAGUUAGGGGGCUGCCACUAAAUAUUGAUUUUAUUCACCGAUCAAAUGAGAAGUGACCAACAGAGGGAAGAAAGGAGGAGAAGUAAGAAUUAUAUAUGCUAAUAGGUGCAUUUCUGCACCAUUUUGGUUAACUAAAUAUUUUUUUUCGAAAUAACCACAUGGAGGAAGUUUGUCCGAAACAAAGUGCCACAUGGAAGAAAGUCACUUCAUCCGAACCAAUAUUUUUUUCAGACAAAUCGAUUCUGACAGAGAAAACUUAUUUUGCGCGUGCACAAGUCUAAGUAGUACAAAAUGAAAGAGGUGGCUCACAUCCAAUUACUUUUUUUCUAUAUGAUCAUUUUUGUGAAGUCUUUAUUUUAUAUAAAUUUUAUUAUUUAUUUUUUUUCAAAUAAUUUAAGUUUUUUUUUUUUAUUGAUUUGUUUAGGCAUCAGUUUUAAUGCAUAACUUUAAAAAUGUAACAGGGAACCAACUCAAUUGUGAAAUAUUGAAUAACAGCUAAAUUAAAUUGAACUAGAUUAACCUUUUCUCUUAUUGCCGAUGUUUGCAAUGUUUAGUGUGCAGUUUCAUUAAAUGUUUAAUUGGAAAUAAAAAUAAAUUUUGUGGAAAUAUAUGUUUUGCAAAUGAGAUCUGGGGUCAUUAGUGAGCAAACAGUGUGUAAAAAAGCACAAUGAUUGUGAAACAUCUUUGUUUUUUAUAUGGCACAGUAAUGGGGAUUACAUUUGUCCAUGGUGCAUGUAUAUAAGAAUAUAUAUUAUUCCCUUCUAAUAUACCCUGGAUCCCCUUCCUUACACCUCUCCCAUCUUUUUCUAUGUCUCUUUCCUUCUUUACUCUCAGUUCAUGGUGGAAAAGGUAUUAGGUUUACACUUAGUGAAGAGAUUUAUCCAGAAAAGGGUAUGUUGGAGCAUAAAUAACUGGGAAGCAUGUCCUAUCCUGCCAGGCGAGGGGGCCCUGCAUUGCUCCACCCCUAGCUGGGCCUCCUUUCUGGUUGCAAAAAAGGUUAAGGGGACAGUAUGUUGAAUCUUCAGUCCCACUUGGCAGUCUAUAUAUUUAGUAGCAUGAUUUUAAGUGCAAUUACCUGGAUUACAUCUAUUUUCAGAUAGUAGGGGCAGUAAAUUUAUGCAAUAUUCUCCAGUUUAACCAGUUUUUUUUAAUUUCAACAACCAUAUCUAGUUUUGGGAAGGAAAGAUGAGAAGUUCUCAAAGGGAAUGCCCCUUACUUAUAUAAAAAAUAUCUAUAUACUUAGAAACAUGUGUUGCUAGAAUGAUACCACACUGAUUACAAUAAAAAAAUAUGCUACUGCUCUGACCAGACCAGGUGGGACUGAAGUAUUUACACUAUUCCUGCCAGUAUCGCAUCUUGGGCACGUUGUAGGGUAUCCCCAUCCAGGAUUGAAUGUGGUCAACAAGAUAAGCCAUAAGACUUGGCAGGAUGAUCCCUUGCUUGUGAAAAGCAUGCAAUGCAUCAUAAUAAUUGGAUACAUUUUAGAAGUAGCUGCUCCAAUUAUGGCUGCUCAUUUAAUUUCUUCCUUAAACCUGAUCUUACUAAUAAGCCUUACUAAGACUGAUAUAUGUCAAAUAUACCCAGUUCAAUUUGUGAGAAAAUGGGUCAGAUAUCUUAUGGUCUUUAUUUUAUGAUCUAUCAAAGGUUUGAGGGAAGGCACAUCACACCAGGCUUCUGAAUGGGCUUACGGGUUGGGGAAGAUGAAACAUGGUGAAAUUAUACAUUGGUGGGAGGAGAAAUGAGAUGCAUGUUGCACCGGGAUAGCAUGCAGAGACUGCAGGUGUCUUAAAACGUCCUACAAACUUGCCCUGCAGAGGUUGAGUUGCAAGUAGGAUGGUAAAUCAAUUCCUAGGGAUAUGGAUCCUCCCCUUUCAAAUGGAGUGACUGCUGGCAGGAGUAAAUACAUGGUAAAAAGGGUAUAUAAUGUUUUGGGCAUGUCCAAUCUAGUUCUUAGCCCUCAGAUUUUCAGUUCUACAGAGACCCUGCCAGCAGUUAAGCUAAUGAAUAUGAUAGAGAUUUAGUUUGAAGUAAUUGUGUUGACUCUUACUCUUGCAUCUUACCAGGAUCCGGAGUGGAUGAUUCAGUGGGAGAGGUUUCUAUCCAUGUCGAGCUGUUCACUCACCCAGGAACGGGGGAGCACAAGAUUAGCGUUAAAGGUAAUGUAGGGGAGGCAGAUCACACAAUGAGGAUGCAAGCACAUAGAUCUGUAUAUUGCAGGAGAAAUUAAAUUGUUUGGUUAUCAAACAUGAACAUGGUGGUAACUUUUCAUAACUACAUACGAGUUUCAGGUGUGCCUUGCUGACACUUUAUUCAUUAAAUUCUUAUCCUUUCUCUGUUCCUCCAGUUGUUGCAGCAAAUGACCUGAAAUGGCAGACCUCUGGGAUUUUCCGUCCUUUCAUCGAAGUAAACAUGAUUGGUCCAAAUUUGAGUGACAAGAAGAGGAAAUUUACAACCAAGUCCAAGAACAACAGUUGGGCCCCAAAAUACAACGAGAGCUUCCAAUUGUGAGCAUACCUCAGUCAUACUCAAUUUGCUAAAUGUAGCCCACACUCUGGCAGAGAGUGCCUUGCCUUCAUAAGCUUGUUAUACAUAACAUAAAGUCUUCCAUGCAUUUAUUUAGAACGUACCGGGUGUCACGUUGUAAUACCCCAAAAUGCAGAGUUUAGGACAGCAAGGGACAAAGCCAAAGGUCAAUACCAGAAUAUAAUAUUAAAACCAUAAUAGGGCACAGUGUGCAGUGCUAAGGAGGUUUAAAUACCUUCAAGUAACAUUUGAUUGGUCCACAUCAUACCUGCACCCCCAAAAACUGCGUGCAUGGGGGCACCGGAAAUGACUUGGUGCUCUCAUUGCCCCUUCAAGAGUGUGCAUGUGAUAAGAGCAGUGCUCUUAGUAAAAAGAGGCGGACUGCACGACCAUUCAUUAUGGCUGGCUCCUACCACCUGCUCACGAGUGGCACGGCUCGAGUAGAGAAUUCUGGCCAACUUGAGGACCGGGUGAGUAGCGUCACACCAUGAUGUUGUACUGAAAUCUAACGAUCCUUAUUCAGCAACCCAUUGAUUUAAAAUGCAUAUAUCCGUGAUUGCAUGUAUCGUGGUGUAUGAUAUAUAUGUUACUGGAUUUAUCUGGUAUAUCAGUUGCUCUCUAUAUUCUCCAGCAGUAAUGUUUUAUUUGCAAUAGUGUAUUUUCCCCAAAAUUUGGACUGCUGUGCUCCACCCAGCAAACCAACAUUAAAGGAAUAGUAACCAAAAAAGAGUUUAGGUUUUCACUGCAAUGAGGGCAUUCCUGGUGGCAAUAUUUUGCAUUCCAGAAUACAGAUGUACCAAUUUCUGGGCAAAACUAUGUGCAGGGAGGGAAGGGUACUCUCCAAGUUCCUUGCUAUAUAAAGUCUGAUCACUAUGCAAAUCCUGUAUACCAAGGAUAGCUGGUGAUUAGAAAGGUUGGAGAGUGGGAAACACCAUUUAACCCCUUAAGGACACCUGACAUGUGUGACAUGUCAUGAUUCCCUUUUAUUCCAGGAGUUUGGUUCUUAAGGGGAUAAGAGGGCAAUGGUAUCUUGCAUUCAUUUAUAAAUGUCUUGAAAUAACAGAUGUUGGGACAUAACUACCAACCAUGAAAAAGUAUAGAAAGAGUACAUCCAUGUUUUUUACCCAGACUCAGUGGAUUCUGGUCCAUAGAGACAGGAGGAGCUGAGAAAUAUGUCAUACUUGUCCUGCAGUGUCCUCCCCCCCUUUAUUGAAGCCUGGAUGUGCUGGUGGGAGAUUUAACAAGUCAUCGAGUCACAAUUUUUUUUGACAUUGUUGAAAGACUCCCCUCUUAUAUGUUUAGUCUAUCAGGAUUUCUGCUAUAACCCUUUGGCUUUACAUAUUUGCCACCAGACCUUGGACACCGUUGAAGACAGACCUUUCAUUUGAUUACAGCAUUACAAAGUAAAUGCAUUAUAUAGGUUUAUGUUGUUGAACUGGGCAUGAUGUCUCAUUGCGUCAGAGAUUGAGUACAUGGCGGGUAUGAGAGCAGAGGCCAACAAGUCGCGGGGCAAAGAAUAGCUUCUGCAUUAAAUUAGAAUCUGGAUCUUCAUGUAUAGAAUAGAAUAUGAAAACUGUCAUAUCUACAUUCCAUUUACCCUUUUUUGCUCUUCUCCUUUUUUUUCUCUCUACUCUAUAGUACUCUGGGCAGUGAACACGGUCCUGAGUGUUAUGAACUGCAGGUGUGUGUCAAAGACUAUUGUUUUGCGCGUGAAGACAGAACAGUGGGUACAGCUGUAAUGCAACUGCGAGACCUAGCGCAGAAAGGUAGCUGUGCGUGUUGGCUUCCUCUGGGCAGAGGCAUUCACAUGGAUGACACGGGACUGACCAUCUUACGGAUCCUGUCGCAACGGAACAACGAUGAGGUGGCCAAGGAGUUCGUCAAACUCAAAUCUGACACCCGUUCACCUGAGGAAGGCAGCUAAAGCGUUUUGGGUCUGUUUGUUAUCACAUCCCAUUGAGAUCUAGCUAACCCUAUUCACUGCCUUGCGUCCCAGGCCCAAACUGUAUAUAGUUAAAAUAUAUAUGGCGAAAGAAAAGAGAAAAUAAAAAAAUGAAAACACAUAUUUAACCAGGUCACUGCCGGCAGUGCUCCUUAAGCAGACGUACUGCUCUGCCUGUCACUACACAAGGAUGGUACCUUACUGGCAGUGACAGGGUUAAUUUGUGCACAAAUAUUAACACACACUAAGGGCUUUGUUCAAAUGUGCCAUUGUGUCAAUGCUCCCCCUGCUGUACCAUAUAGAGUUGAUGAGGUGGGGGAGCCUAAUUCUUUCCUUGUGUCACACUCUGUGGUGUGUUUUAACAGCACCCUAGCAGUCGGAAGAUUAGCAAUUUGAGGGGGUGAAAUUAGCCCCUUACCCCUCCCCCAUGGCCUGUUAAAGUUGCCUGCACCCCAUCCCUGCUGUGUAUAUAGGAUUUCCCUGUACCAGUGUCUUAUUCUGUGCAAUGGUGCUGCAUGGGUAUUAGUUUUAUAAUAAAUAAUGACUAUAAACCCAACCCUCAAUACUCAUGGUAGGUCCUGUUCACCUCAUGCCUGGCCUCCUGUACUGGAUCGGCUGGUCGCCCACUUGCACAGUGUAGCCAAGAGGACACUGCCAGUUGCCUAAAUGUCAGAGUUUGUUUUUCCCGAAAACUGCCCAAUACUUCCAGCACGGAAAGAGAUUAAAUGUAACCCUCUACACCGCCUCCCAACCCCCCGCCCCCGGGCAGCAAGGGCAAACCAUUCUCCACACCUGCACAAGGGAUUGAAAUCCCAUCCUUUUUUUAAACAAUUGUGGCAUGUUGUGUUCAAAGAAAGAUGCAACACAUGCCCUCCUUCCCUAAAUAUCUUCCCCUAAUGUACAGACAGAUCCCCUCCCUUCUCCUUCCUUUCCCGGGUGCAUGUGGAACAGUUUUGCACUAAUUUGGACAUUUUUGGUCUCUGUAAAAAUAUUUUAUUAUGACAGCCAUUAAAUAAAAAGAAAUAAAUAUGUGUUUGGUGCUUUAGGGUCUAUGUUAUCGUCAAAUCCUGAUAUCCACAGCUGAGGGUAGUCGAUUCAACCCUUGACCUGUACCUUUUGAAACAAGAUACGUAUAGGUGCUCAUUAUAAAUGGGCAGAGGUCUUUCUUGAACCUGUAUUAGUGGGAAACUGUUAAAGGAGUAGCCAAGGUGUAUGAUGGUGGCAGAAAUAUAGAAAUAUUAUUGUAAAAUAUAUUUAAUGAAGAUAUAAUAAUUAGCAGAUAUUUGUAUUAAACAAUACAAAAUAAAAAGUACAGUACUGAAAGGCAAGCCUGAUUAAGAGUACAUAAAAAGGCAAAAAAUAGCACAAAAUAUAAAGAAUUAUAUAUCGUGGCAGAAAAUACCUGAUUCUUAUUAGGUCCCGUAGCCGUGUGACGAGGUGUACUUGAAAGUUACGAAUGCAUGAUUUCUGGAUACAAUAUUUAUUUCAAAACUGUUAAAUUAUUUUUUUCCCCAUGGAUUCACAGCAAUCUGUUUGAUUUUGUUUCCCAUAAUUUAUGUAACAUUGUAAAAAUUGAUUGCAUUGAGAUUUUGGUUCUUGAUUUUACCGAUACUUUUGUGUCUAUGGAUCUAAUCUGGUAAAUCAGCACCCGUACAUAAACCAGACAAAAAACAAAUGGUUCCAAAGGUUGUAUCCCUUGAAAGAUAUAUAGGAAGGCACAAAAUUGUUUUUGUUUACAUGAAAAUAGCAUGUAAGUAAUAUUGGGAAAUUCUAUUAAAGUCCAAAAAUUACUCUUGCUGUGCGGUAUGAACAACAAGACCAAUGGAAGUGCUGGUUUUAAAUUUUAAUAAAAAAAUAAAUAAAAUAAAAAAAACAACAACCCCUUAGAUAUUUUAAUGUUUUGUACCAUCACAAGAGAAAACAGCCAUUUGUGUAAGAACAUAACUCUGCGUGUCAAAGAAAGAUUCUAUUUGCAUAAAAUGAUUAAUUUUGACUGAUACAUGAAUGAAUCGCUCCAUAUGACUGUGUAUUGUUUAAAC